ACCGAAGCAUUGUGGGAAGGGAAGUGGAGCUGACGGCCGCUGAUGGCAGACUCCUGAAUUAGGCAAAUAUCCUCGAUAAGUGAGCAGUUUUAGAAAACACAGAUUGAGGAGGGGCGAUGCUACUUUAUGAAGCAGGUGUAAACGAGCUUUGAAGAAGAGGAACAUAUGCCGGUGUCAUCGCUUUUCACCUGCGCCCGAGCGCCCGAAGAAGAAGAGAAGUGGGAUACUGUGUCAAUGGACCGCGGCGAUUUUCUUCUCCUUUACCAGGCAGCCGAGUAAAAGCAGACACGGAUUAUAUUCCCGCUGUGGAUGGGUGGGGGGCGACUACGCUCCCGCAUUCAUUAUUGUGUGUGAAGUUUCGUGAAAUAUCUGUCGAAGACGCUGUCAAAGAUGUCGACCAGCAGCCCCGAAGCGGUGAAGAAAUUGCUGGAGAACAUGCAGACGGAUCUGCGGUCUCUGUCCAUGGAGUGCAAGAAGAAAUUCCCCCCUGUCAAAGAGGUUAGCCACCUACUUAGCCACACUGGACCUUGUAUAGUCCUAUUUUUACAUCAGGGGUUUCCUCUGUAAUUCUAAUUCUGUAUUGAACAUAAUGUUGGCUUCACUGACAUGUCUGUUGCAGUCAGUUUUCCCAUUAGACACCGGGCCUCUCUGUAUUUAGGAACGUGGACAGUAAGUUCACCUCAUACUGUACCGCUCAUUUCAAAGUUGUGUCAGCUCUACGGUCGUUAUUGACACCAGACCUUAAAAUAAUGUCAUUAUUACAAAUACUACAACACUUUAUAUAGGGAAGAGUGGGGUAAGUUAAGCCACCCCCUGUUGCUUGAAAAUGAUAAAAGAAAUUGAUCAUGUGACCAAAUAUUUAGGAGAUGGGCAUCAAUUCAUGGAGUCUGUGAAGGUUAGAAGCACAUGGGUGAAGGGGUUAGACAUUUAUUUAAAAAAAAAUCAUUUUCACUCUUGAAAGUGAAUUUAGUCUGUCAUGAGUUUGAUGAGAAUUGUGUUCUAUGGUGGCCGAGAACUGCCGCUGCUGCAAAUAAAAAAGAAUGCAAAAAUAAGAAGUCACAAUGGAAGUUACCGAUGCGAAAAAAGAAACCAAAGCCUGCUGCAAAUAAGAAAAGAAACAACAAGGGUUAACAAUGCAAAAAAAGUGGCAACGCAAAAAAAAAAAAAAGUUACUUACUGCGAAAAUAAAAAGUUGCAAAUAAGUAAAAGCCACAAUGGAAGUGAGCUGCUGGGGGCCAAUAAUGAUGAUGCACUGGAGUAACUGGAGGAUCCCGGUGAAGUGUCAACUUCAUAUCGACUCAGGCGCUACAUGGCCUAACCAAAUGACCCAUUGAAAAGUUUACAAAGCGAAAUUAAACAAUAACCUUUUCACUAGCUUCUUUGCUCGUCUUCUCGCCGUCGUCUUCUGUGCCUAGAUUGUAAAACUCGUCCUUAACUUCCAUUGUGCCUUUUUUUUAUCUGCACCGUUUCUUUUUUUAUUUGCAGUGGGCUCCAGUUCCUUUUUUUCGCAUUGGUAACUUCCAUUGUGGCUUCUUUUUUUUUUGCAUUCUUUUUUUAUUUGCAGCAGUGGCGGUUCUCUGCCCCCGUAGUGUUCAGACCAAAAAAGAUAAUUUUAAAUUUGUUUUAUACAUCAAUUGUGGUAUCUAUGAGCUACAACAUGAGGUCAAAAACCUAGCAUUUUAGCUCAGAGGACUAAUAAAGUCAUCAUAGUAGUUCUGGGGUAAGUUGAACCAGUGACUUAACUGAGAAAGUAAAGGAGUCUGAUGAGAAGAUCUAAGUUUCAGUUCAGAUUGUUGAAAUGUUUCACUUUUUCUUUUCAAAAAUACAGCUGUGAAUGUUCUGAAUCAGUGGUCACCAACCUUUUUUGUACCAGGACCAGUUUCAUACAACCUUUUCCAAGGACCGGGUAGGGGCGUGGAGGUUCAAUUCUGUUGGUUUGCAGGGAUGCACAGCAUCUUAAAAUAUAUGCAGAUACACUAGUUAGAAACAAAACUAUGAUUGACUUGAUGUAGCGAUCCGAAAUAUGAAAAAUGGCUCAUCUUACUCCACUCUCCCCUACGACGAACACUGCUGAACUCAGUUGACCCGUGUCUUAUUGACACAGAAGCUUGCUACUCCUACCCAAACACGUUUUGAAUAGGAUCCUUGUAAAUACAUGGCUACACCGUCAUUUUAGCACUGCCACGCUGAUCAAAUUGCGUGUGAGCAUGUACAUUUUAAAGCUCCAAUUCUCAAUAAUAGUAGGUAUUGAUACUAUGGAACAAAAACACAUUUUGCCUGCUAAACCCCAAGCCUCCAUAAUUCGCAUGAUUAAGAACACUGUACAGUCAUUUAGAUUACUUGUGUUCAAUAGCUUACAAAAUAGCUUCAAUCUGCAAUAACGCCCAGCUUAUUCCAAGAGGGUGAUGCUGAAGGGGCAUAAAUGUUCAGCCUUACAAACAUGCACAACACAGCCAGCUUAUGGUAUGUGUAAGUAUACAUAAAAAAGUACAUUAGUUAUGCAGUAUAAUGUCUGUUAAGUACCCUGAAUUGCCAUGCUAGUGUCUUUGGACCUGCUGCUUUUAUUUUCUAAUGCUUUUAGCCCCCAGAUUAUGUAUCUAAGCUAACUGAAAGACUUAAUUGUGGAGUAGAGUAGAAUGCAAUACUAUAGGAAGGAAUGCAGUAGAACAGAAUAGAAAAAGAAUGGAGGCUCAUUUCCAUUUAUUCAGGAACGGGAAGGCAAAGUUAAAAUGGAUUUUGAGUGCAAUGCUCUUAAAAUCAGCUGUAUAAAGUGAGAUUUAAAACAUAAUUCAGUGAAAAAUAAUUGAUAUUACACUUACAAAGUGCAAAAGAAGCGUUAACUGUCCAAUUAUAUAGACAUGACAAAAUUUAACAAGAGAAACAGUAUAACACAAAAAUGUUUUCUCGCACUUCAAAUAAGUGAUUAAUGGGAGCCAACCACUUCAGUUUAUGAUUUUGCUUUAGUGCAUAAAUGAGAUGCUUCAGUGGCUUCAUGGUUCAGUAUCUCACAUUGAAGUUGGUUUUUUAAGUCAAUUUUCCAUGAAGCAAUCUCCAUUUGUGUUCAGUUUCUUUGAAUAACUGACUGACUAACAGGCUUCAUUGUGUGGCCAUGUUGCUGACAUCAUGGCCUAGUUUGAGAACAGAAUAGUACAAGGAGGCGCAAUGUAAGGGUCUUUAACAGUGUGUGUGCAUUGUUAGAUUCUCACACUGAAAACACCAGUCAACCCUAUUUUUAUCAUGCCACAUCCUAAAUGACAUAACCCUAUCUGUGACACAGUCUGCUUUUAGCUGAUCUCAUAAUUGAGGAGUUUAUUAUAGUUUAUUUUUAACCCUAAAAUGUAAGGUUUAGAUGAGAGAAGUGGCUGGUUACGUUUAACAUUAGAUAAACACCACUUCCAUUUACUCUGUCAUGUUUUUACUGCAGUGUAUUUACUGAAAGUGUGAACAUGUAGGUGUUGUUUUAUCAUUUACACCUCUGAAAUGCACACAGAGAGCAGAUAAUGUUCUUCAGAAGUUAUGUAAUUGAGCUGCCACUGUCUCAGUCAGAGUCUCUUUACCUUAUUUCCCUGUAAUUACCAAGUACUGCAGGUUCACUGUCGCCUCUCAUAUGUAACCGUGAUCAGCCAGGUCAUGAGAUGAAAUGCUUUAUUGUAAGUAAGGCUUUUGGAGCCGUGGAAAUAUUCAUCAGCCAGCUCAGCAGGGUGAUGCAUAUCAGCCUACAAAGCCAGGCUUAGUUUGUUUUCUCUCAAGUCUGACCUUAGAUAAAGGCUACAAUACAACGAGAGAGAAAUAUUUCAGCAAAUGCUUCCAGUUUCUCUGUGUUCCUGCCACUGCAGACUGAUUCAGGCCAUUGACUGGAGUGAGACUUGUGUGGCAGUCACUCAAGACCAUAAAAAGCAUUCAUCUCAGGGUUGAGGUCUCAGGCUGCUUGUUGGCCUUUGCCUGGGGGCCUCUCGGAGCAUCUCCUUCAGUAUUGAUUUAUUAUCACCCGUGUUUCCUGGCCCUUUUACUAACAUCGUUCCCUCAGGGGUCACAGCGGUGCAUCGAGUCACUUUGAAGUUCCCCACAGCCUCAGCUCAAUUGUGCUCUGAGUGAUGAUGUUAUAACAUGUAUAAUGAAGCCAUCCAUUCUUCUAUGACGCACCAUGGUUUGCCAUUAUAGCACUGGCAGGGAUGUUAUUUUUGCAACAAGUAAGCAGAGGACUGGUGGCUUUUGGUGUGAAGUCCAAUUAUUACUUUGCCUGGAUGUCACACUCACAGAUAGUAACGUGUCAUCAAAGGUGCACUGUGUAAUAGUUUGCAUUUAGUAGAACAGACUUGGUUGGUGAACAUCAAAUUCUUUUGUUUUUGUCAAGUUAGAGCUUUACUUUUAGAUGUCCCCCCUCCAGGAAGACGUUGUAUUUUGUUAAAGGCCCUGGUUAUAAAAUGCAGAAAAAGAGAGUGGCUGUGUGCGACAGACCUUGUAUUGAUAGAUGUUUGUAAUGGUAAACACUUUAGAAAUGAUGGAUCAUACCUAUAAUGAAUCCCAGGACCUUCUUGUCCUUGAAGACCACUGUCCCUCCACUGAUGGUCAGGGUAAGCAGUCCAAAUCUGACCACUAGAUAUCACUAGAUAGUCCCAUUCCUUUAGCUCUGGGUCUAAAAACUUGGCUUAGGUUCUGUCCAACACCAACUACACUUUGACAGUGAACCAGGUUCCAUCAGUGCAGCGCCCCCUAGAGCCCAUUUGUUCUCACUCAGAGUCAGUUAUAACUAGUGUAUAGCUUUUAACCAUGCUGUCAGUAGGUCAUCUCACGACACUUAAACCAGAGGAAAUAUAAACCUUUUCGCUCUGUAGUAAUGUGACCAACUGUGAGUAUUUUGUUCUCAUAUGCUAUUAUUACAUCUUGAUUUUUGAUGAUGAUCAUUCUGGAUGCAUUUUAUUUGAUUUUUGCCAUAGCUGGUAUGCCAAUAUAGGGCUGGGCGAUAAACAGAACAUUUUCUGAUACCAAUUGCGACAAUAACCAACGUUAUUUGCCCAUGUCAAUAUAUUCAGUGUCAAUAAAUAAAUAAAUAAAAGUUGGUUUUGGUUGUGUGUAGGUAGGCUAUGGUCUCAUGUUCCUUUAAGACGGAGAUGUGACUCCGCCCCAUCCAGUUAAUAAAGAGGGAAAGACAGGUGAGGAGAUGGAGGAUGGUUUAAAAGUUGUUUAAGUAGAUGUAGUUAAUGUCGGAGGGGGUGAGCAGCUUGUGGAGUAGUUAUCGUUUGUUUAUCGUUAUUGAGGUGAACUGCUUAAUAUAUAGUAAUAUUGAUUUGAGGCCAUAUCACCCAGCCCUAUACCAUUAAGUUCAAGCUUUUAUUGGCCGAUGCCAACACACUUAAUUUUUGAUUGAAAAGAUCACUAAGUUUUGCCUAUAAUUGAAUUAACCUGUUAGUCUUAAAAAAAACCCUCCAUCAAUAAUUGGUAGUAUUGUAGUUUUUUCAAAUACAGAUAUUCAGUAUUGUGUCUAGUGUCCGUUUUGACACUUCAGAAUACUUCCAUACUGUUGACAUAUUGGCAUUUGUAAGCUGUCAUUUGCAUGCACAUAUUUAAUGCGUCACCUUCUGGCCAAUAGUUCUGUCUGCAAAAAAAAUUUAUAACUGAAUUUCUAAGCUGUUAUCUGACAGUGUGACUAGAAAUUUAUCAAAUAUGGAAAGAAAAACACGACAAGCUGGCAUUUAGUUAGCUUUGACAGACAUUGAAUUGUUUGUUUUGUUAUUGUCACACAAAAUUUACCUUAAUGAGAGGAUAUCUUUGAAGAGGAUCCACUUGGUCAUGUUGUUGAAUAGGUACAUUGAUGGGCCACAGUUUGGGGAGUAUCAGAAGUGUAAACUGAACUCCAGAUUUGAGUACCCACCCUCUGAAUGUCUUAGCUGUUGCUCAAUUUGAAAUAAGUUACCUACGAAAGCAGUGCAUCUUUAUUGCAGAGGGAGACAGAAGAAACUCUGUACUCAUUUCCCGGCCACACUCUACAUUCCAGUUCCUUCCCUAUUUCCCAAUCCAUCUCCCACAGUGACAUUGCACCACAGCCAGUGGUUUCUCAGGGUUAAGAGGAGCCAAGAAGAUUCCCAUUGAUUUUUCUGCAUCAUAGCUUCACGCUCAGAGCCUCUUUUUCAUUGAGAAGCAGUCGGUGAAACCACCAGGGCUUUGCUGUUUGUUGUGCUCUGAUUGCUUUUCGCCUGUAAAAAAAAAAAAAAAAUCCAGCAGCCAGGCCUGCCUCGGCUCUCUGUGGAUGAGUCAGGUGCUGCUGUCAACUCACAGUGAAAUGUGACUGCUCGUCUCAGGGAAAACCUGCAGAAUUAAUGAAAGCAUCAUGGACAACAUUUGAAUGGCUCGCUAAGCACGUCUCAUUUUGUAGACAGGUCAUGUAGACCGUACAGAGACGAAAUAACAAGCCACGGACAUGUGGAGAGGGGAUUUGGAGUCUGACACGAAUGCAGCGAAGCUUUGACUGAGUGAGCCUUUUUAAAAAUAAUAUGCCAACUCAGAUCCAAAAAUACUGCUGAGCUAAGAAACUCUUAACACCAUGUUUCUGAGGGAGUCAAAUGUGUGAUGAGCUCCACUAAUGUGGCUCUCAGACAUGGGUCAGUUCUGCUUAAAGAACCUGACUUAAAAAGGACUCUGGAGGAAGUGAAAGUGUAAAACUCUUAUCGUUUUACAUUCUAUGGUAUGCCGAUGCUUUUGCAGAAGGAAUCUAGUAUUUGAAGUUGAGGAGAGAGCAACAUGCAGGUUGUUUUGCAAAGUUAAAAUUUGGAGUUAUAAUAGUGAUCAAGAAUCCAGGCUGGAGAAAGUUGACCUUUCUCCUCUUUGUUUUCCUGAUGUCAUCAGACCAGAGGAUUUCUCCCUCAGUAUUUUAGUGACUUUAGGCUGACACUCACAGAGGGAAGGGAAGUCUGCAGGCAACAAAACAGCUCCAUCAACACUUAAUAUGAGGAAGUAGGUGGUAAAAUGUUUCUUUUCAGUCAGCCUUGGACUCCAUCAAGCAUUUGGGCACAGUUAAAAAAAUAAAAGCUUUUUUCUAUUUAGACUGAUGGUGUUUCUAGGAGGCGAUUUUAUAAGCAGGGAUUUGUUCUCGGUGGUUUCAAGAUGGAGCACCUGGUUCCACUUGAGGCUGAGGAAAGGAAACCUGAACAAUGUGCUUCUAAUCAGAGACAUUUCUGCUCGCUAUUCACUCAUUCACUGAUUCUCCAAGCAAAACUCAACGUCUUUUAGAGGAGCGGACAUAACAGUUUACUCAAAACUCAGCAUCGUCACCCCUUUGACAGUCACUUUGCCGAAACCAGGCAUUUUGACGGGUCCAAGGACUCUCAUCAGCAGUAUUGAAAGGCAUUUAAAAUAUUCUGUAUUGUAUUUAGAGGCUGGUGAAAACCUGCUUUUCUUUUUUUGCUGCCCUUUGGCAACAGACCUGACUUUCUGGGUGACUGGUGGAGAGCUUUGGUAGUAAUGUUACGUUGCUGUAUGGGGGUAUUCAAAGACAUGAUUGUAGAGCAGCAGCUGAGAAAUGGCUGACGCGAGUUUGUAUUCUCUGCCACUCAGAAAAAAUGUAAACAAAAACUGACCAUCAGUUUGAAACUCAUUCAUAUUUUUUUAUUUUUUUUAUUUUUUAAUUUAUUUAAUUACAUCAAAUACAUUUAUUUACAUUAUAUAUUACAUUUAAUUGCCCCCACCCUUGUCCCGGGGGUAAAAUUUGGGCAAGUACAGCAAAGAAAAAAAUGAAAAAAAUAAAUCAAUAAUAAUAAUAAUAAUAAUAAUAAAUAAUUAACUAAACAGCAUCAUCAGUACAUAGUAUAACAUAAUCUUGAGAUAAAUGGAUAAAAUGCAAAAUAAAGGGAAAAAAAAUCAUUAUUUUUUCAAUCUUGAGACACUAACUGGAAAAAUGUCUUUUUUUUUCUUUUGCUUUUUCCUGAAAUGACUCAAAAAAAGAUCUGUGAGCCAAAAUCAGACAUCAAAUCUUGUGUUUAUUGGAUAGUGAUAGUUGCCUUAAAGUAAUCAGACCUAAGCUGUAACUCAUAAUUUUGUCCAGACAGCCAGAUAAAACUCGAUAAAACCUUGCCAAGACUUACUAUGUGGCUGUAAAUAUUGUUCCAGUUGUUUUUUUCUUUAAGCACCUUCCCUCUACCCAAGAUUUUGCACUUUUGGCACUUGUCUUUUCAGUGAUCCUUCGUAGCUCCGGCAGUAUGUUAUUGUCUCAGCCUCUGGGGAUAUCAGAAGCAGCCACAACAUUGUUGUAAUUACUCCAGACUAAAAAAAGCUCCCUCUGUUUUCUUCUUGUUGCCCUAUAAAGGCCUCUGGCUUUGUGUGGGGAACAAAGGAGAAAAGGGAGGCUAGCAUUUUUUGAAGAUUAACUUUUUAAGGAGCUGUAUGGUAAAAGGCCAGUUGCCAGUGGUUGCUAAGUAACCGACUUUUCAGCAGGUUAUGAAGUGUGGCUUGGCAUUGUAGUUGCUCAAGUGACACAUUUGCGUAACACAGUCCUGCUGCUGCUGGCCAAAUAUUUCAUCCAUAUAUUGAAGUAUCAUAUCGAUACAGUGUGCAAUUUGAUAUUUUCAAUAACCUGUUUUCAUUGUGCUUCACUAGAAAUGGAGAAUUUCAUUUCAAAAUGUGUUUUUAAGGAGAUUUAAGGACUAUUAUCAUGAUGAUGGUUUAGAAAGAGCUCUAUUCACAUGCAGGCCUGCAAUGUUGUCAGCUCAUGCAGUGGCUGUAUGAAAAAUGCAUCAAGGUAAUGUAGGCCCAUUGGCUGUUUACUCUGUGGAGGCUGCAACUGCCACUCUUGAUUUGAGAUGCGUGUGUGCGAGCUGAUUAAAUCCUGCUUUUCCUAUUUUUUUAAGAAUAUGUAUCAAAAACAGAAGUGGUGGAUUAAUAUCUGUUUACUACGUGCAUCUCUCUUGCUGUCUGUAAGCUACACAGAAACUGGACAACUCUGCAUGCGGCUGCCAAAGAUGAAUGCUCACUGAGGUGAUAAAUAAUGUAGUCAUGGUCUGUCAAUCUACAGACCUACAGUAAAGCUGUUUUCUCACAGUUCAGGUUUUAGAGAGUGACUGAAAUUAGGUUGCCUAACAUAUCCUAACUUUAUUGCAACUAGGGAUGUACCAAUCCGAUAUUAUUAUCGGUCGGAUAUCAGCAAAAAAUAAAUAAAAACGAAUAUCAGAUUAUUUCAGCCUUCAUCUAAAGUCUUAAAUAUCAGCACUCUGAUAGUGCGCCCAGAUUCAGCAUGCAGAGCCCACAAAAUGACAACAACAACAAAGUGUACUAAGGUACUAGCAAAGUACCAAAUAGUAGGAGUAAUAUCGGCUGUAUGGCAGUAUUUUUCGUUAAAGUUCAAAAAAGACAUCGCAGCUGAGUGCAAAACUUGUCAUGCACAUGUUUUUUACCAAUAUCAGAUCAAUAUCGGUCUUGGCCGAUACUGAAGGACACAAUAUUGCCAUCGUAUCGGAAGUAAAAAAGUUGUAUUGGGUCACACCUUACUGGAACCACAUAAGUAAUGUGUUUAAUAUCAGGAUAGCAACUAAUUUGGACACAACUGUCUGCGAAGUGAAAUUAAAUAGUAACAUUGUAAUAUUUCUAGUUGUUUUAAGAAGAAAUUUAAAUCCCACUAACUAUCCUGAAGGUAAACUAUGUCAGACUGAUUCAAGUGUGGCUAAAGUUAGCAGAGUUAGCGCCACCAAUCACUUGUUCCUGGUAAUGCAUUGCUUCAGUUGAAUUUUUUUAUUCCACUUUAAUGAAACACAAUAAACACACAACUUUAUUCUCGUUGCCUAGAUCAAAAACUUCCAAACCAAGUCAUACUAGGAUACACCAUCAGCCAUCUGUGCUUGUUUAUAUCUAGGUAGUAGAGCAUUAUCAGACUGUGGCAGUGUUCUUAACUGGAGCAUCAACCCUGGCCAGUGGCGAGAGUCUGCACUACGCCAAGAUACAACACAUGACCAGUAUUUUGGACCUACAAUAAUAACACUUUCUAUUUGUUUAACUGACUGGUAAUUCUAGCGCAGACAAACAAGAGUGACAUUGCAAGCUUUUUGAAAAUGUUCUUAUGGGAGUUGACUGUUGUUAACACGAAACAUGAAGAUCAGCAGGUCGACAAAGACACCUGCUUUACAGCUUAUAAUCUCUCUUGAAUCUCUCCUCAAAUAUUUCACAGUGUAACCACACAAAACAGGUUCGUCUCAUUUGUCUCAUUUCCCAAAUCAGCUCUUCUAAACUCGUGUCUGGGCCAGUAUUGAGUGUGAGCACCCCUUUGAUACCAGUGCAUAUCCUGCAAACCUUGUAUGGUUAUAUUAUGAUGGCGUACUGUUACUGCUGUAUGUCUGGACACAGUAUACUUUAGGAUAGACUGAGUAUAUUGAAACAAGUGAAGCUAAUGUCAGUGUCAGCUUGGCCUGCAGACACAAACUGAGUGUGUAUUUUUUCUCAUUGUGAUAAGCAAAAAGGAACAAGUGAUUUAGCAUGACUUUGGCGAGUGGGCAUUAUUAAUGAGUCUCAGAUAAGACUGUUGUCAUUACCUGAUUUAACCUCAUUUCAUAGCCAAUAUUUCUAUCAUGAUGAGUGGAACUUAAGCUCCUAAUUUCCACAUUUUAUCUUCUGUAGAGUGACAGUAGUGCAGGAGGAGAAGUAGGAGGAAGAACAGAGGUUGGAGAUAAGAUAUAAACACACUCUCAGUAGCUUUAGGUUGUUGACUGAAAAGAACCAGAGCUUUUGUUUUGUCUAGUACAUGUUCAGUAUCUCUAUUUUGCUCUCACUCGCACACAUUUAGUCUCUUUUCUCUUGCCUCUCUCUCUCUCUCUGUUGACAUUCCUGCUUCUCCCACGCCAUAUCUUGCUUUGUCACCCCUUCUAGACACCUCACUGGGGAAAUCACUCUGCUUUCACAUCCGUCUCGGGUUGAAGCUGGUUCUUAACAGUUUUUCCCUGCUAGGCCCUAGCUGUUUCUCCCAGUGGCCAUCAUUACAAGAGCUUGUGACUGCCACUGUUAGCACUGUGGUGCAGCUCUUUGACACACGUGACAGCUACUAUAAAUGUGUACUUUGUUUUUUUUCCCCCUGUAGGCUGCAGAGUCUGGGAUUGUGAAGAUUAAGACCAUUGCAGCCAGGAAUACCGACAUACUGGCAGGUGAGUGUGAGAGUGGGAACAGCGGUGGUUAACCACGACUGAUAUAUCUGCUGUCACUUUGUCAGAGUGUGCACUGAACUUUGGUUUGCAAAGGAUUUCAUUUCCCAGGUAAUACUGCACCUAUUUCAGUUUUUCACCUUUAUUUCUGCUUUUUCUUUUUAAAGUCAACCAGAGCUUAUACGUGCAAAGUUGCUCACCAAAGCAUAAAAAUGAAACAGUUUGUAAAAGUAAGACUGCAGAUCUAAGAAGAAGCAAACUGAAAUGCUAUAUAUGAACAAACAUGUCACCUGUUGUCCUUCUAAAUUACAUAUUAUAGUCAAAGGAUGCAAAAUAUAACAUAUAGAUAGAUAGAUAUGUAUAUACACACACACACACAAAUAUAUAUAUAUACACUCACCGGCCACUUUAUUAGGUACACCAUGCUCGUAACGGGUUGGACCCCCUUUUGCCUUCAGAACUGCCUCAAUUCUUCGUGGCAUAGAUUCAACAAGGUGCUGGAAGCAUUCCUCAGAGAGCUUGGUCCAUAUUGACAUGAUGGCAUCACACAGUUGCCGCAGAUUUGUCGGCUGCACAUCCAUGAUGCGAAUCUCCCGUUCCACCACAUCCCAAAGAUGCUCUAUUGGAUUGAGAUCUGGUGACUGUGGAGGCCAUUUGAGUACAGUGAACUCAUUGUCAUGUUCAAGAAACCAGUCUGAGAUGAUUCCAGCUUUAUGACAUGGCGCAUUAUCCUGCUGAAAGUAGCCAUCAGAAGUUGGGUACAUUGUGGUCAUAAAGGGAUGGACAUGGUCAGCAACAAUACUCAGGUAGGCUGUGGCGUUGCAACGAUGCUCAAUUGGUACCAAGGGGCCCAAAGAGUGCCAAGAAAAUAUUCCCCACACCAUGACACCACCACCACCAGCCUGAACCGUUGAUACAAGGCAGGAUGGAUCCAUGCUUUCAUGUUGUUGACGCCAAAUUCUGACCCUACCAUCCGAAUGUCGCAGCAGAAAUCGAGACUCAUCAGACCAGGCAACGUUUUUCCAAUCUUCUAUUGUCCAAUUUCGAUGAGCUUGUGCAAAUUGUAGCCUCAGUUUCCUGUUCUUAGCUGAAAGGAGUGGCACCCGGUGUGGUCUUCUGCUGCUGAAGCUCAUCUGCCUCAAAGUUCGACGUACUGUGGGUUCAGAGAUGCUCUUCUGCCUACCUUGGUUGUAACGGGUGGUUAUUUGAGUCACUGUUGCCUUUCUAUCAGCUCGAACCAGUCUGGCCAUUCUCCUCUGACCUCUGGCAUCAACAAGGCAUUUCCGCCCACAGAACUGCCGCUCACUGGAUAUUUUUUCUUUUUCGGACCAUUCUCUGUAAACCCUAGAGAUGGUUGUGCGUGAAAAUCCCAGUAGAUCAGCAGUUUCUGAAAUACUCAGACCAGCCCUUCUGGCACCAACAACCAUGCCACGUUCAAAGUCACUCAAAUCACCUUUCUUCCCCAUACUGAUGCUCGGUUUGAACUGCAGGAGAUUGUCUUGACCAUGUCUACAUGCCUAAAUGCACUAAGCUGCCGCCAUGUGAUUGGCUGAUUAGAAAUUAAGUAUUAACGAGCAGUUGGACAGGUAUACCUAAUAAAGUGGCCGGUGAGUGUAUAUAUAUGUAUAUGUAUAUGUAUAGCCAAAAUCGCGUGACUUAUGUCAUUUCCAAGGGUGUUUCUUCUGCAGAGCUCCAGUAGCUUAUUAGCAAUUCGCCUCUGAGUCGUGGGCGGAGACAACGCGCCUCUGCAUACUCCUCUUCAUGCUAGCUUGUAGCCUAACUUACCGGUGCAGCAGAAUUGGCAGGUAAUAAAGGAGCUAUCCAGCUGUCAGAUAUUAACAUCUUUGGGGGCAUGAUGAAAUUAAAUAUCAUAAUUAGCUUUCCUACAAGCAUUGCAAUCCGCCACCGCACAGUGUCACCAACCUAGCAACUUUUCAAACCCCCUUAGCCACUUAUUUUCAAAAAAGCGCCUAGCAACAAAUCUAGCGACUUAUUCUGGAGUAUGGAGACUCUUAAAUGAAAGCAGGUAUUGAUGUUUCUCUUCUCAACAGGUAGCGGGUGUGCAUCAAAAAACACAGACACACUCGCAUACAGACACCCUGAAAAGACAGAAAAAUAUGCAAAUGAUGCGAUGAUGUCAGCCAGCGACUUAUAGCGACUUUUACGACAGCCACUAGUGACUUUUUUUACUGAGGAGUUGGCAGCACUGUUACUGCACACACUUGUUCCACGAUCGUCUCUCUACUUCUCUGAGUCUGGCCUGCAGAGUAAGGCUCUGGGGGCGGAGCAUAGAUUUGUGAUGUAAAAAAUCUCACUUUGUCUGAACCUGCCGUUUGGGUCUGUGAGGAGUUCACAGAGAUUUGAAUGUAGAAAUAAUCAGAAAUGCAAUUUUGCUCUUAGUGUUCCCAUGAUAUGUCCUGCAGCAUCAGAAAAAUGCCAUAUGAACAUGAGGACAACAAGAAAAACAUGAUUUUCAUUGGGUUGGGUCUUUCAGGCAACCAAACUAAGCAUACUGACUAUGUGAGUAAAUGUUUUGAUGCAGCGGAUGUUGUUGUGUUCAGACUGUGAAUGAAUGUAGAGGUCACGCAGGGCAGGAAGGGAUGCGUCUGCCAAGUAGCAGCUACUUGGAAUACUGUUUCAGAUACUUCAUUAGAUCUAGGUUAAGUUUCUUGCUCUGCUUCCCUCUUUGUUUUGUGAAUUCAUCAUUCAUUGGUGUAACUUUUAGGCUCUCUCUGGUGAACUUCCAGUAGUUCUUAAAUGCCUGUUGAAUCUGUUUCACAGAGCUCAGUGUUUUCCUGGUGCUGACGCCAGCUGCGGUUACUGCUGCUUCUUAAAUCUUCAGCACACCAGUGUUUGGAUGAUGAUUUUUCAAAGAAACUUAAAACGGUGGUGGUGUUACACUGGCGGCACAUGAUUUAUAAAUUGUGUCUGUGUCGUCCCCCUCUUAAAAAAAAUGUCUGCGUCAGUCGGGCUGUUUUCCUCUCUCGUCAGCUUGUUCCAGCUGUGUUUGUUCUCACCCACUGUAUGUGACUAUGUCAAAAUGAGUACGCUUGUUUUAUCAGAAAAUAAAGCAAUAAUCAAAUAUUUCACAAACAGAUGAUAACGUAUCAGACUUGUAUUUAUGGUGCAGCUGCUCACCCGAAAGAUAAAGGAGACCUGGUAGAUAACAGGGGUCCUCAGAUUUGUUUCUGUAUUGUGGAUUUAUUCUAUUUAACUGUUUCACUGACCAUGCAGCACUUUCAACUGGGGUCGCUCUCGUUACCGCUUGAAUAGGAAACCGUUUCUAGGCUGACUUCAUAGACAAAGUCCAGCUUCAGUAGGGUUUGCAGAGUUGACACAUAGUCGACAUUUUCCAAGCUCCACUGUCGGCUGUCAGACUCCGACUGUAAACCGCGCAGCCUCUCAUUUCAUUUAUCUUUGUUUCCAACUUUAAUGUGUUAGUUUCCAGUAAUGAGGCGUGACAAAAAAGAUUGAUCGGCCCGCAGUCUGCAGGUGAUAACCACGGGAGAAACAGCGAUAUAGAAAAGUUGGAUGCAAAGCUCUGAAUCUCUUUCAUUAUGAAGAAAAAAGCUGUGAUGUUUCAAGGUCAUCACACUUUCAGUCUCAUUUUAUUUGUAUUAAACAGAUUCAGCGCUGAGACCAAGCAAAUAUAACUUUGAUAGUUUAGAAGAAUUGGUUUAACCUUUGCAGGGACAUUUUCAUGACUCAUAAAAUUUAAGUGCUUUUGAGCAUCCCCAGAGGGUUUUCACAACUUGCUCUUGUUGUUGCUGUUUUUAUUUUAUUCUUUGGUUUUGACGUAAUUUUCUUCACAGUAUUUCCUGUACACUUUAAGAUGCUGAUACUGUGUUCUACAUGAAAGGCUCCACUAUAUCUAAACUGCUCAAAUUUGGCUUCAGCACUGUAACUCAAGCAGGGAUAGUUAUAUAUUUGAUAUCCCUCUGAAGACUUCAUAAAUCAUUUAGGUGAAUGUAAUAAGAGCAUCUUUGUAAAUUCAGUUUCCUGCUUAAUUCCAGAAAUCAUUCGAUAACACGGAUCUUUCUGUCUGUCCUUUUCCCCCGCAGCUCUGAAGGAGAACAGCUCAGAGGUCGUGCAGCCUUUCCUCAUGGGCUGUGGCACCAAAGAGCCGAAGAUCACCCAGCUCUGUCUGGCUGCCAUCCAGAGACUCAUGUCCCAUGAGGUGGUGUCUGAGGUGAGGACCAUGACAAAAGCCUGAAAUUCAGAAACGCUGGUGAUUAUAUACAGCCCUCUAACAGCUUGUGAUCAGGGUCAAGAUAUGUCUAAAAUGAUAAUAAGACUGGAGUCUGGUUAAAAGAGCAGCAUGAGGAACAAGUGAAACUGAAAUAUAUCAUCUUUGGCUUGUCUAGAUUUAUUCUAGAAGAUGAGAGUUGAGUUGCCAACAGAAGAAAAACAAGUGUCAGUGUAGUUUUUUGAUCAGAUGUAGUUUGUGUUUUUCCUGGGAUCAAAAGAUGGACAGCUUGGUAGCUUAACCAAAAGUGAAGCCAACAUAUUUAUAGCUCUCCAACUGACUUGCUGCAAUAUGGGUCGUAAAGCCUUACUUCAUAAUAUGUGGGGCAACAAACUUUAAGGAUGCACUGAGCAACUUGUCUUAGUCUUGAAACUGAAAUAAGAAUUCAGACUCAGCCUGAAGGUAAGAAAAAAAAACACGAAAACAGUCAGAAACCAGCACAAGUUAUUUGAUACAGCAAAAAAUGCAAACGGGUUUUCUAACACUGCCGAACAUUAGCAGAACUCAUUCCCUUCAGUCCUUUUUAGUGGUUAAUAUUCACAUUCUUGGCAAAGUCGUGCAUGUGCCCUAUUGACCCGAUACAUCAAAAUACUGCUAAACCAUGCCAUGCUACAUGAUGCCAUCUGUUUUCUGUGCGUGUUUACAUCCGGGUAGUAGAAUUUUUUUUUGCAUUAUGUCAGUAACUACUGUAUCAACCAGAGUUAUAUCUCUGGCUGGCAAAGGGAGGCUGUGCUAAGCCUUAAUGUGACGAAUGACCAACAUUUUGAGUCAACAAUAAAGAUAAAUAUGUUAAUCCAUUUAACCCUCCUGUGAGCCAGGUCGACGGUGUUUAAUCAUUACAUUAAACGACUUUUUUUCCCCUUAAAAAUAAUUUCAGUAAGUAUGGAAAGUUGAAGUCAUGCUCAUUUGUGUGAACAAAUUUUUUUCUUACACUUCAAAACAGCUCUUAACAUACCAGCAUAAACAAACAAACAUGCUGGCACACAGCCAAAGGGAUCUUUAUUGUUUUAUCAGGAAGUUCAGUUUGUGUUUGAAUGUCAAUAGCUGAUAUGUGCCAUUUAGUCUCAGAUCAUACAAGCACAGUGCUGGUCUGUCACUGGGGUUAUUUUGGCAUCAUAUCAGGGGAGGGGUCUGUCGUCCAUCUUUAUAUACUGCUGAUACCUGAAUUAUAAAGCGCUUUAGAUUUAGGCUCCCUGAAUUUCCCUCGACCACUCUCCCUCUUCUGUAAGAUUGCUUUUAAACUGAAAUCAAUAAGAGGCCACUAUAGCCAUCACGCUCUGUCACUCAACUUCACUGUGUGGCCCAAGGUGAUAAUCACCUCAGAGAGUGCUGAGUCAAUAACCCUGGACCUCGAGGGGAACGCAUGUUCUAUAAUAUCAAGAAAUUCCCGAAGAACUUGGCCUUAGAGGACAUUUCUUUCUCAUUUAACACAAACCAUUAAAUGUUUGAUCUGAUUCAUAGAUUUACUGCUUAUGUCAAGAACAGUAUCCUCACCUUGUAUAUUGAUAAAGGGAGUUUGAUCCGUUCACACAUGAUGCAAAUUGAAGUUCACCUGUAACCUCAGGCACAUCCUCUGUAACAUGUGAAGGGUAAUUCAUUCAGAUCAAUAAGAAGGAUCAAUAAUUAAUCAGCUGAUGUAAACAUUGCAACUGACAACCUAAAUGUAGUCCUUUCAAAUGUAGCUACAUCACAGUGUGGUGUGGUUAUCCCCCAUUUUACUCCUCCAUCAUUGACUUUCCUGCAGUUUUGAUCAUUUUUUAAGUCACGGCGGUUGUGUAAGAAGUCUUUGUAGCGGCAGUUUCAAAGCUCUCAGUGACUGUGUGAGAUCUUUUCUGUUAGUGUCAAAGCUCCUGCUUGAAGUCCUCAACACCUGCGGAGUGAAAGCUUCUCAGAAAACAAAGACAGCGCGGCAGGCUGGAUGCACAGUCUUUCUCCUAACUGGCCUUAUUAUGCACAUUUAGCUUGCACCUACCUACCUGUCAUUAGCAUUUAGUCAGCGUCAGCUGCUUUUAUGUGGUAAUUACAAGCUAUUAUGUUGGAGUUGAAGAAAAAAAGUUUUCUCCCCUGUGAUGGCUCAACCGAAGUUUUCAGCACAAGGUCUGACACCUCUUUGUUGCUCGUUUUUUGCCAAGCGGUCCUGAACUACAUCUGACCCGUUCAUUUACAUAAAGGUUAACAUUUUCUGUUGUUUUUUUAUUAUUCAGUGUGAAUCAUGUGUUAAUUAUUUACUGUGUUAGCUGUAAACCAACACCACAUUAUUUCACUGUAUUGAAAGCGUCUUACUUCAGUAUACCAAGUAUGUAAAAUGAAUGCAUUUUUAUUAUGGCUCCUUCCUUUACUGGGUGGUGGGUGGGUGUCUAGUUCAAAGUGAGUCUAUGAUGCAGAUAUUUUCUGCUAGUCUGAGGUUUGUAGUUUCUUUUUGUUUUGAUAGAAAACAUUUCUCUUUCUUUCCUUUUGUAAAAAAAAAACAAACCUCUCUUCCAGAGGUGUUUAUCCUUCUCUUUGGGCGUCUAUUAUCAAACCGUCGUUCCCCACAAACCACCAGAACAUCUAGGACAUCCAAACACUUCACCUACUCUAUAACACACACAUUUUUCCAAUCCAUUGAACAUUGUAACUCCUCUCUGUUCCUCUGCCAGAGCCACUCAACAUCAGCAGCAACUCCCAGCUGCGGGGUUUAAAAGCUACCUGAGGACCUCGCAAGACAAACCCGACUCGGUAUUGAUUGUUAGGAUGUCGCGGGAGACGACCGAGUCAGAUACUUUGUCAUGUUUGUGUCAGUUUGGGUCUUCGGGGAAGGAGACAGAUCAAGAAAAUGUCAUCUAAGGACUAAACAGACACUGCUGUAGACUUCAAACCUGCCUGUGUGUUUCUAAAACGCUGAACAAAGAGUGUCAGUAUCUCCAAAUCUGGGCAUGAUUUCCUAUGAUAAAAACAAUGAAAACUCUCCUCUUCUACACAGAAAAAUUAGGGAAAUGAUAUGCUGUUGAGGUAAUAAUGUGACACUUAGUGGCGUCCCAAUACUACGUUUUUACUUCUGAUACAAUCCCAAUAUUGUAGUCCUCAGUGUUGGCCGAGACUGAUGUUGAUCCGAAAUUAGCACAAACUUGUUCAUGACAAGUUUUGCUGCUAGAUAGAAGUGCUGGAGCGGAGUCUGGAAUGGACUACUUAUAUCGGAGUGCUGAUAUGGGAGAUUUUAGAUGCAGGCCGAUAUAAAUCGAUAUUAAUUUUUUUGCCGAUAUCAGACUGAUAUCCGAUAUCAAUAUCAUAUUGGGACAUCCCUCAUGACACUUGAAAAACAAAGUCAAAACUCUGUAUGUAAAUUCUGCAGUCAUGGAUGUAGCUGCAGAUUUAAAGCUAGAAUAAAAAGUAAAUUAGUCUGGAGUUGAUAUCAUUUAUUAUUGAUCAAUUUGACCUAUCUACUAAGCCAAGAAUAACAAAUACAUGCUAUUUAACGCUUUUCAAAUUUUCUGGAUUUAUCAGCCUUUGCCGUAAGAGUUUAGAAGAUAUAAACCAAUGUUGUCAUUGAGUCAUUUAUAAACCUAAAUUAAUAAUUAAAGGGUCAAUCCAUCACAACUAUAUGUUUUAGUUGAUGUAUUAGUUGUCAUCUAUAUACAAGAACUACACAUUUUAAAAAGUUAAUUCAAUUUUUUACAUCGUUGUUUUUUUAUCUGAAGAAUCUCAUAUUUUUUCGAACACACACAGUUUUGUCAAAAACAAAAUAUUGACAUAUGCAGUGAAGAAAUAAAAGACAAAAUACAGAUUGCAUACCUACUUUCAGACAUGCACACACAAAAAAGAAGUAGAUAGAUAAUGUGAGCACUUGUUUUGUGUUUUUAUAUCUACAAGAUAUAAACUUCAAGUCUUUUCAUGGGAUUUCUGCGCUUUAUGAAACACACAAAGAGAGAGAUCAAUCUCUCUGAGGUAGGUGACAGGGGAUUUCUUCGGUUUUGAAGUGAUGAGUCUCCCGGUUUGACCCGGUUACUCACAAAAGAGCAUCUCAGAGGGGUUGCAUAAAGAGUACUUUGGUUUCAGGCUGCUUGACCCAACGAAGGACAUGCCGUGUCACUUACAGUCAGCAUCAAGUGGCAUAAUAUUAACUGGCAGCUAGAUGUAGUGUUGUCGCACUCCAUGAGGUCCUGACCCCUGAGCUGACAGCACCAGCUGUGACCACAAGUGUUUUUGAUCUAGGGAGCUGCGUGACCUCAGACGGAGCUCUUACUUAACUUAGCACUCUGGAACUCAAAUUUGCUAAGAUGUGCUAAUGAUCAAUGUAAAUAAUUUAAUGUGUUUAUGUGUGCACGGCAGGCAGCAGCAGGGAACAUCAUCAACAUGUUGUGGCAGCUGAUGGAAAACGGUUUGGAGGAGCUGAAGCUUUUGCAGACCGUCUUGGUCCUGCUGACCACCAACACAGUCGUACACGAUGAAGUCCUCUCUAAGGUACGGGAUGAGACACACCUCCAUUGCAUGUAUUUCCUGCUCUCCUGUAUCUCUCAGGUAUACGUUUAACCCAGUUUUGAUCCUCUGACUGUGAGUCAUCUCCAUGUAUUAUUAAACUGCAGGUAUAGUGUCUUCUUUAUUCCAUAAAUAAACACAUUUCUGGGAUCCUUGCCCUACUUUAUGUUGCAUGAAAACACACUGCACAGGAUAAGGAGGACUAUCAAACUCACUCUGGUUACCUGAUAUCUCUGUAAAAGUAACAGGACAUCAACCUAAACCCUUCAUUAUUCUCUUAUUGAAGACCUAAGUGAGAGAAAAUCUAAUGCUUAUAUUUUGUCUCUGCACAGGCAAUCGUGCUGUGCUUCCGUCUCCACUUCACCAAGGACAACAUCACCAACAACACAGCAGCCGCCACGGUCAGACAGGUCGUCACCGUGGUGUUCGAGAGGAUGGUGGCAGAGGACGAGCGAUUCAAAGGUAAGAGGGCAGCAACGUCACAGAGAAGCACAAUGUCUGACCUCUUAAAGGAUUUUCAACUAAUGUUUGCACCAGAUCUUCCUCUGUGUGCCGGUGAAGAGGUUUCUGCUCCACACACAGAGUACAAAAGCCUGCAUAUCCAAGCAUUUAGUUCUACUGCAAAUAAAGGACAGCAUUACAGACAGCAGCUACAUUUCAGUGUCUGCUCUUUGCCUCUGACACCAGUGGAACUGCAGCCUGUUAAAGUGACAAAAAUGCAGAUUUUCUCUGUUGAGGAUAAAGUGGUGGUUUUGUUUUUACUUCAUGCUUGUGUUGCCUUCACUAGAUAUUCCUGAUAAUGGUUAUCGCUGUUAUUUCACCAGCCUUAUAACUUGAUAAGUGUCAACAAUGUUGCCAGUUAAACUUAAGGUCUUUUUUUAUUUUUAAUUUUACUGCUAAGCUUUAAAUAGUUUUUCAAACAUCCAAAAUGUACUUUCUUUUCCUCUUCAGGUAUUGUCGAGCACGCCCCUCCUGUCCAGGGAAACACAAACAGGCGGUCUGUUAGCACUCUGAGGCCCAGUGCUAAAGAUGCAUACAUGCUGUUCCAGGUAUGUCCACCAGGGGGCAGCACUUACACAAUAUUAUGCCUUUACCCCAGCAGCUUGGACACAGCAAUCCCACUAAUAUGGAUCUGAAGCCUGGCUGAUUACUUCAUCAUUUGUGUGCCAGAGUUAUAAGAUGAAAAAAAUCCACAAAACAGGGAAUUAUUCAAAUGAGUUAAAAGUUGAGGAGAAAGGAGUAAUUCUUUUCAUGAUUGCAUUGAGCUGAAAUCUGCUAGACGUGGUUCAAAGGCUCCUAUUCAUUCAUCAGUCACACUGGAUUUCAGUGACUGCACUGUUUCAACCACUGUGAUGUGAGUAGGGUAUAAAACCGCAUUGUUUAAAAUGCUGUCAUGCCUCUCCCUGUAGGAUUUGUGCCAGCUGGUGAAUGCCGAUGCCCCCUACUGGUUGGUGGGGAUGACUGAGAUGACUCGGACAUUUGGCCUGGAGCUGCUGGAGUCUGUUCUGAAUGAUUUUCCGGGGGUAUUUCUACAGGUAUAUGCAGCCUUAUAGGUUUUGGUACAUAAAUAUAGUAAAUAUAUUAUAGUACAUGGGAAUGUAUGUUUUUUUUUUAAAUGGUGAGUCUUAUUACCUCUCUUCUCUCUCUGCUCUUCCCUCACCAGCACCAGGAGUUCAGCUUCCUGUUAAAAGAGCGAGUGUGUCCACUCGUCAUCAAGCUCUUCUCCCCCAACAUCAAGUUCCGACAGGGCAGCAGCAGCUCCGCCUCACCUGCACCUGUGGAGAAACCGUACUUUCCCAUCUGCAUGAGGCUGCUACGUGUGGUCUCAGUCCUCAUCAAGCACUUUUACAGCUUACUGGUAAGGCUGGGGAUGGCCCACUGGUCUGAUUGAUGCUCCAUGAGUUUGGGAUUUUCUACACUUAAUUGAUCUUGUCUGAUUAGCAUUGGAUUAGCAGUUUUGUCUUAGUUCUGCUCCAGGUGCUUCAAGGGGCUUAACUGCAUCCAAGUAAUUGAACAUUGCAGCACUUUUAAUAAGCAAAUUGUAUCAAUGAUUAAAAUGGACGUGCACUUUCCCAGCCAGGAGGCCACAGAUCAGCUUUGUGGAAGGGAUUCAUGGAUAGAGCUCGCAGUUAUAGGUCAAAAUCGGACAUUAAAUCGGUUCUCGUCUGUGUUUGUUUUCCAGGUGACUGAAUGUGAGAUCUUCUUGUCUCUGCUGGUGAAGUUCCUGGAUGGGGAGAAGCCGCAGUGGCUGAGAGCAGUGGCUGUAGAAUCGGUCCAUAGGCUAUGUGUGCAGCCACAUCUACUACGGUGAGCAACAUGAGGUCGUCCAAGAUUUUAAAAGUAGCCUUAAAACCUCUAACUGCUUGAAAAUGAUGAUUGCUCAGUUUGCAGUCAAACUCAUGUACUCUGACAUGAUGGAAAAAACGUUCUCUUGUGUUUUUAGAUUUGUUUAUUUGCUGAAUUCUUUGUCUUUUCUCCACCAGGUCUUUCUGCCAGUCGUAUGACAUGAAGCAGCACUCCACCAAAGUAUUCAGAGACAUCGUCAACGCGCUCGGCUCCUUUAUUCAGUCACUCUUUAUCGUCCCCAAUGCUGGCAACCCUGCAGCUGUCAGUGCACCCAUAGGUCAGUUUGCAGACUUUUUAAAAUCUUGUAAAAUCCUGAAAUAUGAGCACAAUGAGACUCUGAAAAGUAAUCUUUCUUCUCUACAACAUAAGUGCCAGUCUUUUUAUAACCAGUAGAAAUAAACUAGUAAGUGAUAUCCCAUCUGUAUGACUCUUGACUGUCUGUCCAGGUGGCUCAGGAUCUGGGACACAGGGUGCCGCUCAGGGCGGUCAGGGGACAGGAGGUGCCAGUGGAAACCUGACCACCCAAGCUGCAUUUGAAUACCGAGGCACCUGGAUCCCCCUUAUGACCGUCAGUGUCCAGGGCAGCGCAAAGGCCACUUAGUAAGUUCUGUCAACAUCAGAUCUCUCCUCUCGGAUGUCCUGAAAAUAUUAUUUUAUCAUGUGUCUAACAAGCACACAUGUAGAUGUUAAAAACUGGAGAGACUUUCACUCCUGUGCUGCUCAGAGGCACAAACACAAUGCCAUAGCCUCACUAUUACUGUAGCUUUAACCUGCAAGCAAAAAUGAACAAUUUUGCAUUUUAUGAAGGUAAAAGAGAUCAAAGUCUUAACCCUACACAAAGACUGAAAAUGCUCUCAUCAUUAGUCUGUGAGAGGUGAGCUUUAAACCUCGGCAAACUGAACCCACUGAAGGCCCUCCUCUAAUAAGAUGAGCUGCUGUUAAACUGUCCUUGGUGAUAAGAAGGAAUCUUGCUUCUUGGCAGUUUCAGGUUGCAUGGAGCUGACUGUUUUUUAUUGUAGAAAAGUGUUGCAUAAGAGGUGAUUGAAGCUGAAAAAUCAACAUCAUUUGACCUCAUAAUCUGCUCUGUCUUGGGGUCAAAUUCAGAGAGCAUACUGCUGUAAAGAUGCAAACACACCCAUGAUUUGCAGCCCAGUGCAUUUUGAGAUGAGCCCUUGGUUUCUACCCAGUUACGACACUGCCUGUGUGCUCUCAUUCUCACAGAGCUCAAAUCUUUCCACAAACUGAUGAUGAUGAUGAGCUUAACGGUGAAGAGGCACGAGGGAGCCAUUUAUUUUGACAGUAACUCAGCGCAGACCUACAUAUUUCACAAUUUUGAACAAAGCAUCCUCCCUGGAGUCAGCCCGUUAGAGCAGCCAUCAACUUCAGUGUUUGUGAAUUAGAACAAACAGCACAGGCACACAGAGACACUUUACGGUUUGCAGUGCAGUUUAAGGUGCAUUUAAACUUGUCUGUGCGCUUUGUGAAUUAGAUGUUAUCUUUUGGCGACAAAUGCGUAGGCGGAGGCCACAAAAGCCAAGCAGACCUUUGUGAAUCAGAGCGUGAGUGCUGGAAAAACAAACAACAGCUGUUUAUGAUAUGGUAAACAAAAAGAAGACUCUCGGUUGGAGCUGUUUUAACCUAGAAAUAUAAUGUCGACAAAGAACAGGUGUAGAAAUACUAUACAUCACUAAACCCCACACAAUCUGUGGUCAUAUAUAUAUGUGUGUGUGUAUAUAUAUAAAUAUAUGUGUGUAUAUUUGUAUGUAUAUAUAUAUGUAUAUAUGUAAAUGUAUGUUUAUAUGUAUGUGUAUGUAUGUUUAUAUAUAUGUAUAUGUGUGUGUGUAUAUAUAUAUUUACACACACACAUAUAUAUACAUAUGUGUGUGUGUAAAUAUAUUUAUUAUUUAUAUAUAUAUAUUUUUUUUUCCAAUGAAAAAAUAUUCAAAAUUAAUAAACAAAUAAAUACAUAAUAAAAAAUAAAAAAAAUAAUAAGCUAGUAAAUGAAUAGAUAAUAUAUUAUUUCACCCCAGCCAAUGUUUACCCACCUUAACCUUCAUCUCAUUGGACUUGUCCCUCUCUUCAUCACUCAGUCUGGAGAUGCUGGACAAGGUGGAGCCCCCGUCCAUCCCCGAGGGCUACGCCAUGUCUGUCGCCUUCAGCGCCCUGCUGGACCUGGUGCGGGGCAUCACCUCUAUGAUCGAACGAGAGCUAGCUGCGGAGGAAGAGGCAGCUGCUGAGUUCAGGGAGACUCAUCCUGAUCAGGAGUGGCAGCCACAACAAGGUGAGAACUGACAGGAGGGAAGUUUAAGGAUGGAGGAAGAGGAAGCAUGUCUCUAUAAUGCAGUUUGAUGGAAGGUAACAUGGUAUACAAAGUCAUGCAAGCUUUCUGGGCUGAGUGAGUAAAAAGAAACUUCAUCAUUACCACAUAUCUCAGUAUAUUAGAAACAUGUGUUUCUGGUAUGUUUUUACUGCAUGAUUGCCAAACUGCAGGAUUCUGGUUGGUAGCACAUCUCUGACCCCUGGUGGCUAGAAUUACACCUCUACCUCUCCGCCUCUCAGUUGUGUAAAAUAUGUAAAAAAUAGAGGCAUGCUUUUUUUUCAAAGCUCAAGCGAUACCGUCUAAAUUAAGUGAAAUAAUUACAUGACACACUCACAGAUGCUUUGGGGUCUUUCUUUUGUCUCAGGAGCUCACCUGGUGUGGGAGGAGAUGGUCAGUGCCUGCUGGUGUGGUCUGUUGGCUGCUCUCUCUCUGCUACUAGAUGCCAGGUAAACGAGUGGGCUGCUUUUUUUGAAAGCUGGAAACAACAUAGAAAAUGAUAUUCAAACAGUAUGAUAUUCUGAUAAUUAAGUAAUAAGGGUGUGUGUUCAUUCUGGUCUCAUACUGUAAUCAUUUAUUUACUUUGAUUUGAAGCUGUUCAGACCAAACAAGACAACUCUGAAGAGCUAUUCUUAGCUGAGAUUAUCUCAUUAGAAAGCUGCGUUCAAAUCCGGUUUAAAGUUAUUUUUCCUCUUCCAUCUGGAGUCGUGAUAAUCUCCUCAAAUACCAAAUAAAAAAAUCAUUAUCAGUGUAGAUGUGAUAAUUUGAUCAGAACUAGGUACACACGCGAUAGAUAUCAGUUGACUCACCUCUCUUUUUGUGUGUUUAUUCAUCCUUCGUUUUGUCUGUCAGCACUGAUGAGACCGCCACAGAGAACAUCCUGAAGGCAGAGCUCACCAUGGCCUCGCUGUGUGGGCGUCUGGGCCUUGUGACGCCCCGGGAUGCCUUCAUCACAGCCAUCUGUAAGGCUUCUCUGCCACCGCACUACGCCCUGACUGUUCUGAGCAGCAAUGCAGCCAACCUCUCCAGCAAAGGUACAGAAAGUCGCUCAAAUCGACAGUUUCUUCUCUCACCCUCCUCCUUAAUUUUGUUGUAACGGCCACCCAAACUCACCCGAACACACAUGCUUUUGAAAUAUCUGGAUCAAAACCUGCAAACCAUCUCAGUUUGGUUUAGAGGCUUGUAGUUUUUUCAUUCUUUUAUGUUAGUAUCAAAACAAUCCGAUAUGUAACUACACUACACACACUAAACUGAAAAUGGCCUCUGGUCAUGUGUAUUUAUUUUAAACUAAUGAGCUCUUCUCCUCUCCCACUGGGAUGGACGUGCACGCAGCAAAACUGAGCUUAACGUGUAAACUGUUUGCAAUCUACCUGUCCCUGUUGCCCCGUUCUCACAGCUUUAAUCCAUAACUUUUCUGCGUGGCUUCUAAUUAGGAGCGCCAUGGUGAACGUGUCUGGGGAAUGCAAACAUACACACACACAAGCACAGCUGCUCUGAAACCAACCGCUCAGACAUCCAUUAUUUGCAUAUUAGCUUGUAGAGAUAAAGCCGCCAAAUUGGGUCUCAACUUUCGAUGGAUGUUUGCCUCGGAGUUAAUUAAGGAAUCUUUUCUUGCAUGUCGUGAGCUUGUUACAAAACCUGUGUGUGUGUGUAUCACCGACUCUAAGUGGAGUGCUUUUUCUCCUGUGUGUUUUGUUUGUGUUUGUGUGUGUGGGUGUGUGUGUGUGUGUUUAUUCUCCACAGCCUACUCGAUCCAGGGCCAGAGUGUGCAGAUUAUCAGCCCCUCCAGUGAAUCUCAUCAGCAGGUGGUGGCUGUGGGCCAGCCUCUCACCUCUCAGCCUCAGGGCACCGUGGUGGUAAGUGCACACAUACAUAUGAGGAGGUUUUGGUCUUUUCUUGACAUCUAACACUGUAAAUAUGGAGCUCCAGACCCGAGGAAACAGGCCUAGAUCUGGUCAAACCAAAAAUAAGACGAACAAAUUCAUGAUUAUAUUCCUGGGAGUCACCACGUUCAAGAAAUCAUCCAAACGAGCAAUGUUUUCAAAAACAGCACUUAUUUUUUAUGUCCCUGCAGUAUCCCUGAGCAGUUAUAAACAUGUACACGCACAUACUGUCAGGCUUGAAUAAUUAACAAACAUGCAAAGGAAUGCAUUUACAAGGUUGUGAGCCAUUAAUAUGCAUCAUAUAAACAAGGCCGCAUAUAUUAUAACGCCUACAUAAAAAGCAAGUGAUUUUUGUCUCAGGGCGCCAUCCAGGUUAUGGACAGCAGUUAUGAACAUGCAGAGGUCAGGCACCCUGAUUUCUCCCGAGGCUUGUAAUAUUUCAAAAUAUGUGGACAGUGACCUCAACCUCGAAUUAUAGUGCAAUAAGUUCUCUCCCCAUAGUCAUAAUCAUGUUUCAUUUUGGUUCUUAGCCACUCUAUGCGCAUUUUUCCUGUUGCUUUCCAUCACCGUGGUCAAAGGGAGGGGACUUAGCACUAAUAAUCGCUCAUAGUUUCAUUAGACGUACCAUCAAGACUACUUUUAUUAAAGGAGAUCUAUUAUGCUGACCUGUUUUUUUAAUACAUGCACCAACCAGCCUCAACUUUAUGAAUACAACAACUCUAAAUUUGACUAUUAAAAGCUGAAUUUUCAAUUAUGGUUGGCAUGAUCAAACAGAAGGCAGUUCUUCAAAUUAAUAACUUGACUUGUAAUAAGAGUUGGUGUACUGGAGUGAGUUAUAUUGAAAGAUUCUCCUCAUACUUCACCCUCUUUAUGUUUGUUUAUGAAGUAGACGGGAAUAUCACAGCUUUUCUCUCUUUUCCAAAGCUGAGGACGCCAGAAAACAGUUGGUAGUUUUGAUGUUUUCAGGAAAUCAAUAGGCACCAUGUAGCUGUUCAUGCCCAUCACUUUACUCAUGAAUCCUUUGUAAACAACAGCAGUAUGAGCCAGGUCUGUAUCUCAACUGUAACUGAAACCCGGGACUGUCUCAUACAGACUGUAAUGCAUGCUUGAACUACAAGCUGUAAGUAACUUUGUAAGAGUAGCCGAUCUAUGAUAGUGAAUGUUUAAUGGGAAGCUUUUGUUUUUUGAAUAUAAAGCUGUGUCAAAAGAAACAUCAACAAGUAAGUUUAUCACUGGAAAAGCAACCAAAUGAAGCACUUAGGCAGAGGUUGAAUAAUGCUGAAAGGAGGGUUUCCACAGAUGCUGGUGUAAGAUUAAUGAGAUUUUUGAGCAAAACAACUAAAUAAGUGUCCCAGUCUGGCAUGAUUUAAACUCCUUUUACAAUCCAAAAGCUUGAUGACAAACAUUUUACAUUGUGCAAUAAUCUAACUGCCCCCCUCUCUCUUUCUUUCUCUCUUUACCAGCUGACAGCCAAGAACAUCCAGUGUAUGCGAACCCUGUUGAACCUGGCUCACUGCCACGGGGCCGUGCUGGGGACCUCCUGGCAGCUGGUGCUGGCUACACUGCAGGUACAACUGCCACCUGGUACCACAUGCUCACUCCCAACAACACACAACAACAACAACACAUUUGCACAAAUCUGAUCAAAUUAAACUAGUCAAAUGAGACAGGACACAGUGUGUAUAUAUAUAUAUGUCUCAUGUCUCUAACAUGCAUACAACUACAAGAUAAGAUCAGAUAAGAUAAAACAAACCUUUAUUCAUCCUAGGGUGAGGAAAUUUGCAGCGCUAACAGCAAACAUAGAAAAAUAAGUACACUCAAAAGUACACUCAAAAGAUUUGAUUGAUUGACUCUCAGGCACACAGUACACUAGUCGAUCAAAAGGAAAAAAACUGAGAAAAAAUUUAAGCAACAACAACAAAAACAAACGGAAACUGAAAUGUUAUUAUUGCUCAUUAUUGAGGUCUUAUACCAGAGAAAAUGUAGAUAUUAAUAUGUAAUAUAUUUUUAGUCUGUCAAUAUUUCAAAUAUAAGUUUCUGUCGUUUUUAGGCUUUUAUUGCGUAUGAGAAAAUACAUGGCAUGCAGGAAAUAUCUUUCAUAACCUCACUAUCAAAUGUCUAAUUGCUUUCAGUGUAAGCUCUAGAAAUACUGAAACAAAAACAUGUGUUAUGAGUCAUAACUCAUUUGCAUCUCCUCUCAUUUAGGACAAAUAAUUAUCAGUAUUUGGUAGUCUGUCUGUAUUUGAGUCAUCAGCUCCUCACUCUUCUUUUCCAGCACUUAGUUUGGAUCCUGGGGCUGAAACCUGGGGUGGGUGGUGCCCUGAAGCCUGGCCGAGCUGUGGAGGGACCCAGCACAGUGAGUCUUUUUAUGUGUUUUAAUGCGUAUUCACAAUUUACAGCUCCUGUUUUGAAGCAGCAUCACUGUCCAGUACAUUUGGUCUGUAUUGUUUUGGACUUAGUGGAUGUUACUGUGUGUGUGACCUACACAGGUGCUGACCACAGCAGUGAUGACAGACCUGCCCGUCAUCUCCAACAUCCUGUCUCGACUGUUUGAGAGCUCCCAGUAAAGACCAGUCCUUUAUUUCCAGUAAUGAAUCAAUAUCAUUGAGAUGUAAAGGCUGUGUAUUCAGGUUUUGAUAUUUUAUCAUGAUACAGAUACUUGGAUGAUGUGUCCCUACAUCACCUGAUCAACGCUCUCUGUUCCCUCUCACUGGAAGCUAUGGAAAUGGCUUAUGGAAACAACAAGGUGAACACUCACAAUUUAAUUGGUUUUCAUUCAGUAUUGUAUUUUUUUUAAUGUCACUUAUAUUUAUCAUGUCAUUAUUACAUGUUUUUUGUUACAGGAGCCAUCUCUGUUUGCUGUGGCCAAGCUGCUCGAGACCGGCCUUGUCAACAUGGAUCGUAUUGAGAUCCUGUGGAGACCUCUUACUGGUCACUUAUUGGAGGUAACGUCCAUUCAAGGAUGCAUCGAACAUAUGCUGUGUAUCUUGCAGAUAUAGACCUCUGAUUUGAAACGUCUUCACCUCAAAUCUUUAAGACUCACUUACAGAUGAUUGCUAACAAAGUUCAAAGGGAAACAUUGUUGAAAUAACUCUCAAAGUGCAUUUUGUGUUACCACAAAGACUGAGCAGACCUUACCCAGAACAAAAAUGGUACAAAAAAAAUCUGAUCUUUUAAAUUUCAGCUAGAAAUGAAUACUUGUGUCAGUUCAGUAAGGGUAAGUCACUUUUCCCAGUCUGAUGAUUUAAUGAGGAACAUCAUGGAAAUCUUUGGAUCUAAAUGCUGCCCAUUAAAAGGAUCUAACAAUGCGAUUUCUCAUGAAGUCUGAAGCAUAAAAAGCUUCUAAGGAACAAAUGACAUUAAGUUAAAGCUGUAAGCAGCACCGGCUUGAUGAAAACCUGAUUCAGUCGGUCAGCUCUGAGGGAGGAAAUAAGCUGAAUGAGCAGUAAGGCUGAAAGUCUUAAACAUUUAAGAUCAAUGCCGAUUAAUUAUUUGUGUUUCACAUUUCGUACACUUAAAGAAAAAUUAAGAAGAAAAUGAAUUAACUUGGAUUUGGUUGUUUUUGUACAAUAACAUUGAGGUAAUUUUCCUUGUAUUAGAGUGUAGAAAAGUGUGUUUGGAGGUUUUCUUCACAUUUUCUUUGUCUAUCUCCCCUCUUUUUCGCUCUCCUGUCUGUUUUGCAGAAGGUAAGCUCAGAUUCUCUCCCUCAUAAUCAUCGGCUUUUCCCUGUAUUUUCUUUUUGUUUUCUUUUUCCUCCCAGCCUGACAUCAACAUGUUGGAGUUGAGAGGUCGCUGUGUCAAAAUGUGUCCGCAGUGCAUUUUCCUUCGUUGUUCCUGAUGUUGUCAUGCAAAAAUUUUCCAUGUGAUUUGCUAUCUGAUUGUCUGAGAACCUCAAUCUAAAGCUGAACCUGCAAAGUGCACUUCAUGCUCAGAUUAAACGCUGCUUACCUGUUGUUGCAGGCUUGAUCAAAUUCAGAUCCAGUGCUUUUACGUGUCGAAGGAAAACUGAGAUUGGUGUAAGGCUGGGCGAUAUGGCCUCAAAUCAAUCAUGGUAUAUUGAGCAGUUCACCUCGAUAACGAUAAAUAAACGAUAACUACUCCGCAAGCUGCUCACCCACUCCCACAUUAUCUCUGUCUCCAGCAGCGACAACUUUUGAACCGUUCUCCAUCUCCUCAUCUGUCUUUCCCUCUUUGUUACGGACUAGAUGGGGUGGAGUCACGUCUCCGAUGUAGGACAGCGUCUUAAAAGGACAUGAGACCAUAGCCUACCUACACACAUCCAAAACCAACUUUUAUUUAUUUAUUUUUUCGACACUGAAUAUGCCGAUAUGGCCAACAUGACAUCGGUUAUUGAUGUAAAUUUUAGUAUCUGUAAAUUUUCAGUUUAUCGCCCAGCCCUACAUUGGCGCCACCUUGUAUUUAUUUGGAGAGAAAAAUUCUGAUAAAGAUUAAGAGCCACUGAUGAUCAUGCAGGACUGUUAAAGCCAAAAUAUUGUAUAGAGACACAUGGACCAUCCGGGUCUUGGAGCAGUACCCUGUUUUGAGUACUUAGCAGACCAGUUUUUUCUCAAAACAAAGUUUUCUGUUUACACUAAGUGUAAAAAUAUGCUUGAGAAACUUCCCCAUAGACCUAAAAUGAUUCAUUUAGAUCAACCAUGAGCUCAGAAUAUGAGUAGAUAUUUAUAUAUAUGUGUCUCUGUUGAGCCUGGCCUCUCCAUGUGUAUCUAUAUUGUACUAUCAGCCAUGAUUACACUGUCUGUCACAAUGUAUCCUGUCAUCACAGGGGAUCCCAGUUUCUAUCACACAGUCUAGAGUUUAUUUCACCCACUCAUUUCACACCCACCCACUCUGACCACAGCUGGGAGCACUGAACAGCCUCUGCAUCAGAUCUGUCAUCGCCUGCAAGUGUCUGCAUUUGUGUGUCUGUGUGAUGUGUUCCUGCAGGUCUGCCAACACCCAAACUCCAGGAUGAGAGAGUGGGGGGCGGAGGCGUUGACGGCUCUUAUCAAAGCUGGCCUGGCGUACAAGCAUGACCCUCCAUUGGCCCAGAACCAGGUAGAUAACACUACAGCUGUCUGCAGUUACACAGAAACAUAAAACAAAACAAAGAAGAUCUACCACAGGGGGCUUUAUUUUGAAAAUGUGUAAACAAUUGUUUCAUUUCCUCCACUCUCGUAGCCUUGCUCUACGAUACAAUCGUCGCAGGGACACACAAGUAUUGUAUCCAGUAGAUGUUUUGUUUCACUACUUAAAAUGUGCCUGACAUUUGAGAACUCUCCUCUUCUGUUUCAGCGUAUGUCAUGAUAGAUAAGAGUGUGUUGAAUGCUGAAAACGAGGAAAACAUAAAUGUCACAGUCACUUACUGUUUUCCCUCACAAACACACAGUCUGUGACCUUCACCUCAGAGGGAAAAAUAAAGGGAACGGCACAGAGCGAAUCAAACGCAGGGGCAGCAGAACUGAGUGGAGGUUAAUAGAAAAGCACAGAGGCACAAAAAAUGAUGCCUGCACUGUAGAAAUGCCAAGGACCAACACAUUUAGUUAACUGUCUACAAGCUUUCAAUAUUGCGUGAUAAAGAAUUAAUGUAGAGUAUCCAACCAUCUUUAAAUGGAUAAGGCGAGAAGAAAAAAGAGGAUUUACAGAUCAUGCUAGCAAUGGGAAUAAAAAAAGAUGAUAUAUGAAAAGUAGGGCUUAAACAUUAUCGUAUUGUCACCUCACAGUAACCGUAGCCAUAAAUCACAUAAAUUAUUUUAUCGCUGUAUUUAUGUAUAUAAAACUGGAAAUUUCAAAGAACACAAAGUAAAACUGAGACAAGGGGGAACAAAUUAUUCAGAAGUUAUGUGAGAGCAUAAAUUUUCCUAACAAAUAUAGUUCACUUACAUGUUAGAUGUUUUAGAUUUGAGAUUAAUCCACAUCUUUGGAUGUGUAACAAAACCUUAGUAGACAUUUCCUCAUAAACAAUCGUGUGCUGGACUUUUAUUUUGAUUUUUUUAAAUCUAUCGUGUUAACGCAUCUUUAUUCCUCACUUAUGAAAGUGAUACUUUUACUCUGGACUAAAAUCAUUGAGAGAGAGAAUAUGUGUUUUAUGAAUAAGUAACCCAGAGAGACAAAAGCACCAACAAUGACUUUGAACUUAUUAUUAUUAUUAUUAUUAUUGUUAUUUUUUUAACCAUUAUUAUUUUUGCUAUUAGUAUUAUUAUUGUUUUAUUUAUUUUUUAUUUUUUACUCUACAUAUUAUUAUUAUUAUUAUUAAUUAUUUUAUUUUUAUUAUUUUUAUUUUUAUAUUAUUAUUAUUAUUAUUAUUAUUAUCCAGCAAAAAGAAAAGAUUAAAAAUGCAAGAAGAUCAGCAAGAUCAAACACAAAUCAGAUCAAACUUGCAGAUAUCAAAGAUAUUUAGAGCAAUUAGGCGAAAGAAACAAAGACUUAAAAAUUAACAGUGAUUGACAAUAAUAAAGACUAUGAGAGGACCACCUAUGUUAUUUGAGACUUGAUGAUAUGUCCAGAAUGCAGACAAAGAAGUCCUUUGAAACCACAAUAUCCAAAGUGGUUGUGUGUUGCCAUGUUUUAACUAAACAUGCAUUAGAAAAAAAGGCUUUUAUGCUUUCACUAUGAGCUGGAAUCUUCUGUUUAAGGUUAAAAAAACAACAGUCAACAGCUGUGGGCCUAAGGGCAUAAUUUAUGGAUGUAUGUACAAAUAACAUAGCUCAAAGUAAACAGCAGAUGAAUACAGUCAAUUGAAAAUAGCAUGGAUAACUUUUCAUGGUCAUAUGUCCCUGAAUCUCAACGUAACGACUAAGGUUAAAAAACAUUGGACUAAAACUCUUAACAUCUGUAGAGGGCACAGAAAAAGUUAAAGGCAAAAAGAUGCUCAGAACUGAACAAACUAUGUGAAUGAAAACAAACUAAAAAACAAUUUCUACAACCUCGGUUACAGAGUAAGCAUUUCAUCUCCACAGGUUAUUGUCUAUCAUCUCAUAAACUAGGUAUAAUCCCCCUGUUUCAACCCUGUAGCGGCUGCAGCUUCUGUUGCUGAACCCCCUGAAGGAGUUGUCCAACAUACUGCACGCAGACAUCAGGCAGAAGCAGCUGGAGAGCGUCCUGCAGAUCCUCCAGAGCCAGGGAGACAGCCUUGGACCUGGCUGGCCCCUGGUUCUGGGUGUCAUAGGAGCCAUCCGCAAUGAUCAAGGGUAAGACCUAAAGAGUCAGGGCUUUACUAUUUUAGGUUUCCUGUUAUUGUUUUUUCACGUUUUAUACAAACACAGACUAUAUUUGAGUUAUUGCAUUAGUUUCAAUCCAAAUUUUUAGAGGAUCUGAACUGAAGCGAUGUCAUGUGUCUUGUGUCCCUUUAGGGAGUCGUUGAUCCGAACAGCCUUUCAGUGCCUGCAGUUGGUGGUGACGGACUUCCUGCCCACAAUGCCUUGCACGUGCCUGCAGAUCGUCGUGGAUGUAGCCGGCAGCUUUGGACUUCAGAACCAGGAGCUUAACAUCAGCCUCACUUCCAUCGGCCUGCUGGUAGGAGAACAAAUGUUUUGUCUUGUGAUAUUUCCUCUUCUCACAUGAUGAUUUGCAGAAAAAGUUAUUACGUCAUCAACCCAUGUAUAAGAGGGCAGGAGUCUGUCAGUUCUCAUGAGUGAGUGUGUGUUACUAUGAGGAGGUAGAGCAAUGCUCAUGUAAAAUAUUUAUGUAUAUUUUUUAAAAAGGAACGAUGAAUAAAAGAAGCGCCUUGCCUUUUCUUGAGUCUUGUUGAAACUGGAUUAUCUGUGAGGGAGAGACAGGUUGGAGGUUUUUCUUUUUCAAUACUUUAAAAGCUAAAAUAUAGUAUCUUUAAAAUGAUUACACCUUUAUAAUAACAUAUAUAACUCCUUGUUUUGCCUUAUUUGAUCUAAUUUAACUGCACUUAACCACUCCGCUGACAUCUCCCAGAUACUUUACACAGUAUUCAGGACAUGCAAAACCUGAUAUCGAUCUGUGGUUUACAGGAUUACUUCCCUUGGAGUGUGGCAGUUCCUGUGAGAUUACUUUAUGGUAAUAGGAUAGCAAAACUGCCAGAAGCGUUUUACCAACCUUGCUCUCCACACUCCCUACCCCCUCUUCCUUCUCCCUUUUUUUUUUUUCUCCCCACAGUGGAACAUUUCGGACUACUUCUUCCAAAGGGGAGAAGCCAUCACACAGGAGCUGGAGAGGGAGGAGGAGGCUCAGCAAAAACAGGCAAUGGAGAAAGGAGAGACCCUGAACAGGCCCUUCCACCCCGCCCCUCCUUUCGACUGCCUGUGGUUGUGCCUGUACGCCAAGCUGGGCGAGCUGUGUGUGGAUCCACGGCCUGCUGUGCGAAAAAGCGCUGGGCAGACGCUGUUCUCCACCAUUGCUGCCCAUGGGACCCUGCUGCAGCAACCGACGUGGCAUAUUGUAGUCUGGAAGGUAAGUGGAAUGAGGAAAUUUGUCAUUUAGUUCAUUUUUUUCGCAGAAGAAAAAACAAGGAGAUCAAAAACUCCUCUUUGUCGUCACUAGGUACUCUUCCACCUCCUGGAUUGUGUGCGGACGUCAUCCACCACGGCCGACAAGGAGAAAAUCGAGUCCGGUGGUGGGAACAUCCUCAUCCACCAUUCUCGUGACACAGCUGAGAAACAGUGGGCCGAGACGUGGGUUUUGACACUAGCUGGGGUGGCACGUAUCUUCAACACGAGGCGGUAUCUCCUACAGCAGUUAGGUGAGCCACGUUAGUCUACUUUGAUGGAUUACAGGCUCAUAUCUGAUUUUUUUUAUUCCGGUAAAAUAUGACUAAUAAAACAUGAGCUCAUCAUUGUCUGCUCUCACCCCUUUAAACAUUGAAAUCAGUGCCAAAUCACAAGAGGUAACUCACAAUCUACAACACAUCACUAACCCUACUUAAAGAGGAGAGCUGCUCUUUCUAAAUACAUCCCAGAUACAGUGAGUAAGUGUUGCUGGCAAGGCAAUAUCGUUGUUAUUGGAUUAGGAUUGAACUGAUAAUAGAAGUAUAGGAAAUGCCUCCUACGCAGCAAGCACACAAGUCAAUGCCAAGAACUGAUACCAUAAUUAAUUACCUACCACCUUCCUACAGAAAAGAGCAACUGGGAAUUUAGUCUUAUUCACCCCCUGAAAAACAGAAGCUCGCCCACUAAGUUGUGGUAUACGAUACUCUAUCAUGGAUGCAAAAUUCAUAUUUAACUGAAAAUACAGCAAAGACAGCCUGACAAUGUCUGAACUUUUAUUGUUUAUGAAAACCAUCUGCUCAUUUUAAAUGUCAUGCCAGCAUCAUGUUUCAAAGAAGAAGGGACAGAGACGUGUUUACUCAGUGUUGCAUCACCUCUUCUUUUGACAACACUCCGUGAAACAGAGGAGAGUAUUUUUUUUCUGGGUUUUGCAGGUGGAAUGUUGUCAGAUUCUCACCUGAUUUCACCCAGUGGUUUAUGGUCUUUUUCGUUCAGUUUCGCAGUGGAUGACGAGUCAGGUGUCGGGUCAGAUUACUGCUCGGACUCUCUGACUAGUUGUUGGACAUGCAGAAUGUGGUUUGACAUUGCCUUGCUGAGAUAUGAGGGUCUUUCUCGCAAACCUUGUGUCUGCAUCAUAGACUGUAUAAAAUGGACGCCGUCUGCCUCCUCGCUGGAUGAAGCCAUUCCGAGAACAGCACCCUCUGGUGACGGGCUGCAGUAUAGGUCAUGAAUCCUGCUUCCUCCAGCAAUCCCUAUGGAGCUGUGGACAAACUUUAGGAAUAAACUACACAGAAUAUAAUUUUUUUCCCCCCUGCUUGUGAUGUUGACAUGUAGUUACUCUAAGACUGCUUUGUGCUCAAGUCCUCUUUUUUUCUGUGCAGCUCCAUUUUUAAAAGUUAUUAUGGAUUCAUGUUCUGUAUGAUUGACACUUGAUACAGCCUGUGGGCGUACAAAGAUUGUGUAGCUCACCCAGCCGAGCGUCAUCCCAGCGACUCUCCCGUCGAAUGUGGUUUGCAGACUAUAGUAUUUGUGUUUAAUUGCCUUCUUGUGCUGAUAUCAGUAUAUUUUCACCCUGCCAAACCACAUUGUCCCCGCCGCAGAAGGGUUUGCCAUCAGAGUCGCCCCCCACCCGCCCCGAUUGGUCGAAUUUUUGGUCGAAAAUUUCAGGGUUUUAGUCGACCAACUAUCUCUUUGGUUGAAUACAGCCCUAUUGAUGUGCAAGUUACCUGUGCUAAGGGCACUAAUAAAUCUCCACACUGUCACAGAUUCUGGUGUUUGUGCAUCAGCAACAAGCUGGGUGGUCUCUCUUUUUUUAGAGCGGAUGAUCACAAAUGUUGAUUUAUUUGAACCCAGGACGAGCAUGUGGUUUCAUUUUUAAAGGGUGUUAAUAUCAGAGAUUCCAUUAAAUCUAAGAUAUCAGGUAGGCAGAAAUUUCUCUAACAUAAUCCCUGAUAUUAUAAGAUGAUAUUUAUGUGAAAAUUCAUUAACUGAUAAUCGUGUCAGUUACCACUAACACCCACAGUUCUGGUGAUAGCUCUCUACAUGCAGUGUCUUCGAACUUCUGUUAUUUACCUCAUGUUGGUUUCACAUAUUAAAGUGCUAAUUGUCUCAUUUUAAUUACAGUUGACACACGCUGUUAAUUGGCAGUCUCACGCUCUCCCGUCAUUCCGCUGUGUGUCUGCAGGUGACUUUUUCGAGGCCUGGGAGGUGCUGCUGAACCACAUCCAGUCGGCUGCUCUCAGCAAAAACAAUGAAGUCUCCCUGGCUGCGCUCAAGAGCUUUCAAGAAAUCUUACAGAUCGUCACUCCUGUCAAAGACUCUGAUAAAGCAGGUGAUGCACUCGCCGCUAUGGGUGUCCCUGCAGUGCUCAUUGACCCUCUUUCAGCGUCUGGUCCUGGUAGACCUCUGGUACGUUCGGACUCGCUAGUCGAGCGCCUGACGCGAUACAAUGGCGCAGAGAUGCAGGCACCUCCCCCAGGGGAGGAGUCAGCCUUAGAAGACUCUGCAUUGUGGUGGUCGGCGUGGAACACGUGGUAUCGAACUGGGACAGACAGCACGAGGCCACCUAGUGGCGCGACGGAGAAGCUCUCCUUCAUCCCCAGCCAGCCCUUCCUCACGGCGCUGAUCCAGAUUUUCCCAGCUCUCUACCAGCACAUUAAGACCAACUUCAGUAUGGAAGAUCUGAAGAAGCUGGGGGUGAUCCUCCACGGGGCCGUCUCCGUGCCGAUCAGCAGCGACGCCUCGCCCUUCAUCCUCCCUUCCUACACUGAGGCCGUGCUCACCAGCCUGCAGGAGGCUGUUCUCACAGCCCUGGAUGUUUUGCAGAAGGUGGGUGACGAAAUUAUCUGAGGAAAAGAGUGUUUUAAAGAAUUAUUUUUCAGGUCAUUUUGUCGUUUUUCGACAAGACGGAUAAGGAGAGAUGGGUAGUUUUGGAAGGAGGUAGUCAGUCGGGGUGGGAAUCAGUAGUGGCCCCAGGAUACGAUAUUAUCACGAUACUUGAGCCACGAUACAAUAUUUUUGUGAUUUUUAACAUUUUGCAAUACAGUGAGUAUUGCGAUACAAUAUAUUGCGAUUUAUACAAUUUUUCAACCAUUUAGCUAAUUUAGCAUUUGUCUUCCCUUUAUGUUUGUCUCAUUUAUGCUGUAUUUUAUUUUCAUGUAGCACAUCUUGCAAACCUUAUAUAUAUCUGUUACACUAACUUUCUCCUGCUCUAUGAUUUCACCUCUACCGACCUCACUGGACAAACAUUUGAUUUUAUUUUUCCAUUAUCAUAGAUUUGACUUCAUAUUAGCAAUUUAUUUGUAAAAUUGAUACUUGGUGAAAGAGACAAUACAAUUUAUCACCGGACAAAAUAUCACGAUACUAUGCUGUAUCGAUUUUUUCUCCCACCUCUAGUAGUCAGGGUGAGAUGCAGCUGAGGGCCAGAGGUUGCAAUCAAUGAAGGCCGUUGUGGUGAGCACCACAGCCUCUGCAAAAAGGAUGAACUUUAACCACUGAGCUAAACUGGCACCCUGCAAACAGCAUAUCUAAUAUCUUUCUUCAUCAUGUAACAAACAAAAUGGCACAAAAGUUUUAGUCACGUUGGUUCAUGUUGACUCUGAGGGUCAAAAAUUGAAAAUCCUUCCAAAAAUGUCUCCAGAUUUAAUCUUGAUUGAGUUUAUCCCAAUACAAGAGUGUCUUUACGAGUUACAGGUAAUGAAAAUUGAACUGUUUAGUAUGGAAACUGGGAGGUGACGUUAACUUUUUUUUAAAAGUUUGCAUGUGCGAUUUAAUAUCCCGUACAUGCAUUUUAGUAUAUUGCGGGUGUGAUUUAACUGUUCGCUAAGAACCAUAAUCAUUUCCUGCAAGUCGGAAUAUCGCCAACAGCAAAGUCGCUGUGCUUUAAGGACGCUGAUGAGGUGUGUCGUACUCAAAACAACACCAAAUGUGGCUGAGCUAUGAAGUAUCUCAUUGUGAGUCUUACCUAAAUGAAAGAAAAUGUUGAUAAUAAUUUCUCUGUCCAUGACACUGUCCUUCUUCUCUCACAAAUAAGGCGCACAAGGGAUUAUUUACAAAAAUGCAUUUGCAAGAUACAUAUAAAAUGCACAUUCGAGAUACUAAAUCACAUGUGUGAAUUACAAAAAAAAACAGUUAAUUUCACCUCCUGGGCUCUGUAGUUUAGUCUUUGUAGUGCCAAAAAAUUGUAAGGAACAUCUUGGAGUUGUUCGUCCAAGUUGCCAAACUAUUUUCCUUUCUUAAUAUUUGUAAUUUGGACGAUGAUUUUGUUUAACAAUGGUCCUCUAACAUGAAUAUGAGAUAUGCUGACCCUUAGUCAUCCUGUCAACCGUGACGAUUUUUCUUCAUAUUGUCUCUUCUUAGCUCAGGAAACAAUGUGUCAGUCUGUUAAAUUAUGCAAUGUGCAAUCCCGUGGUGGAUGUCAGCAGUGUUUGUUCCUGCCUUCCCUCCCUGCUGCAGGCCAUCUGUGUGGGCCCGGAGAACCUGCAGGUCAUGUACCCGGCCAUCUUUGAACAGCUGCUACUCUUCGUGGAGUUCUCCUGCAAGCCUCCUCAGUACGGCAGGAUGGAAACCAAACACGUGGCCAACGCCAAAUAUAACCAGGUAGGGGGGUGAGACUGAAACACUGCAGUAUUUCUUUCUUUUUUAUGUCUUUUUACUGAUUGUUUCAUAAAAAUGUUGGAUGUUGUACUCUGUUUUUCAUUGUCCUUUUCUCUUCAGCCAUUCUUAAAAAGAUCAUCCGUCUUCUGUGAUGUUUAUGAAGCCCCCCACUCACCCACCCACCCUUCCUCUAUGGGUGUAGCUCUAAUGAAUCUCCUAUUGUGUCCCUUUAUGAGAGUGACGGGUUCCUCUGAAUCUUCAUUGAUCGCCUCAAGUCAUCUCUCUGUCAUAUUCCCUGCGUCAUGAUUCUCCUUGCUCGGCGGCGCACAGAAAGGAAUGUUUUGCAAAUUUCCAGUUCAAACACAGUUGAAACGAAUUUACAAAUAACACAAAACAAGGUUUUUCCACUGAACUCGCCGAAUGAAUUCAUUCAUUAGAGUUCAAACAAGACUUAACACACAAUGUCGUUUUGAUAUCAGGGGGCUUUCUGGGUUUUUUUUUUAAACCUUUAAAGUCCAGCAUGUGUUCUGCCUUCAAGGAGAGGAUGGGAGUUGUUUUGCUUAAACGCUGACAGGCUGGUGCUGUUAUGCUUUAAAAAUGUAAGAGCUUAAAAAUUUGUGUUUCAAAUCUUGCUGGUUAAUCUGUUAGUUCUGCCUGCGGGACGAGAUUCAUCCUUCAACUGGACAGCUCUGUUGUUCUGAACCUGUUGAAACUGUUUAAAAAAAGGGUCGAAGAAAACCCCCCACCUGCCAAACAGAUGUUUCUAAUGGUCCUUAAUGCCUUGAUGGCUUUCAUCCCCUGUGUUUUUAGAUGUUCUUGGUGCUACGAGUGAAAUCAAGUUUCUUCCCUAAAGCAAUCUUGAUUGAAUCUUAUUCAUAGCUCAGCUCACACGACACCAGUUUAAUUGCGAUAUCCUUUCUCAUUCUGUUUCUCGGGACUACUCACUGGAUAACCAUUUUAGAUCCAGCUGUUUGCACCGGUGAGUUGUGUCAUCUCCUUCAGCCCCCACUUCCCCACUCCCCCUUUUCUCUUUAGUGUUACUAAGCUGUGCUGAAUGGUGACGACCCGUUCUGUGCGGUGGAUGAGACGUCACACCGCACGGCAGGCUCUCACCUCUCAUCUGCGUCUCUCACUCACUCCAUGCUCCCCUCUCUCUCUGCCUGCCACUAACUAGUGGUCAUGCCUCUGUGUGCACAGUCCCUGUGCAGUUUGAUUUCUUUCAGUUGAUUUUUUUUUGUGUUUUUGGUGCACAUGUGUGAUUUUUUUCCUUAAAGACACACUUUGUGGCAUCAAAUGAGCCAUGUCCUCUAAUCAACCUAACAAUCCUGAAACUGUAACUGGAUCUUUGACGUGAAUGUCGGUGCGUGAUCUUACAAAGUGUGUCUUUAAAAACGGCUUUUAUCGUGACUGUCAACAAGAAGGCAUAGUGGUUGUCGUUUUGUUAAAUUUAUGUCUUCUCUCUUUUUUUGUUUCUCCCGUUAAAUCCUUCAGGCCGAAUGGGUUGCCUUAAACUAUGUGCCCUUUGCUGAGCGCUCCUUGGAGGUGGUGGUGGACCUGUACCAUAAAACAGCAUGUCACAAGGCUGUCAUCAAUGAGAAGGUCCUGCAGAACAUCAUCAAGGUAAUUCAAUCAGGAAUGACAGAAAAUUUGUUUCCCAUGAUAAAAAAAGCGAAUAUGAUGAUUGGCAGUGAAUGGAGAUUCAUUUUUAAGACACAUUUAGUCCCAUCUGUGCUUGCGUUUAUGUUUUUGAGUGUCCAAUAAGAGCAGACAGUUUUGUUUUACUAACAGGACUUUUCACAGACUGCUGCUGUCAAAAAAGGGGUGCUGUUUUAUUGCUAAGUUUAGAGUGAAAUUUCCAGUAAACCUUACAGGGAGGGAUUUCACUUAUGACGUAUAACAUGAUAAGAUACAAUACGAUAUGGUUCCGCACAAUGCAAGACAAUAUGGUACAAUAUAAUACAAAACAAUACAAUGUGAUUCAACACUACAAGAUGUGAUCUGAUCCAAUCAAACACGACACGACCUGAUAUAAUAUGGUGCGGUACACAAAAUACAAUCUGAUAUGAUGUGAUUUGAUCCAAUAUGAUUCAAUACAAAAUCAUACAAUACAACAUGGUCUGAUACAAUAUAAUAUGAUAUAAUGGGAUAAAACACAAUGCAAUACAACCAUAGACUGUAGAAAUGGAUAUCGUCUGCCUCCUCGCUGGGUGAAGCCUGUGUGAAAACAGCACCCUCUUGUGACUGGUUGCAGUAUAGGUCAUAAACCCCACCUCCUCCAGUAAACUUAAUGGAGCUGUGGACAAACUUAGGAAAUUUAUCACAAGACAAUCCAAUUACCUGUACCUAUAAUGUGAAAGUGCAGGUUUAAGGUGUUCUUAUGGAGAUCGCAUUUAAAUUUGGUCAUAUUUAGAGCCCCUAUCAACCAAAUUAACAAACACUUUCUAACUAUGAUAUUUAUGAUCAUAUGUUUAACUUAUUAACAACGUUGCAAAUUUAUUUAUCCUUUAGUGAAAGUUCCCCAAAGGAAAUUAAAAUUCCAGCAGCGUAAUCACAGAAAAGAAAAAAGACUGAUCAAAUGUACAAUGUUUAUGAAGAAUAAAGUUACAAUGGAAACUCCCCAGAUAUCUGAUGGCAUGAAGGACAAAGGAGUUUUUCAAUCUUUCUGUCCUAAAUCAAAAUAUCCAAACUAAACUUUAAUUCGUCUUUGAAAUUUAAUCAAUUAAAUAUUAAAAAAGCAAACCUAACACUUGGUGCAAAGCGAGCAGGUUUUACUUGGAUAAUAGUGACAAAAUGCAUAUCCGAUCAAUUACAAAUAUACACACCCAAGUCUUGACACUCGACUUCAAUAAAACAACUCCGUCCCUGCUCUCUUUUCUCUCUCUUUGUCACCUUUGCUGCCAGCUCACUUGCUGACUGCUGGCUGCCUGUAAUCUAUAAUCAGGCUGGAGAUGUCCCCCUCUGCAGUCUUGCACUUCAGUCUCUUCCUCUCCAGGCUUCGCAAUUCUCUGUUGUCCAGGAACAAAAAAAAGGAGAUUAGGUAGCAAUAAAAGUAAGAAGCGGUAGACGUAUUUUGUAGCUCACUGCUCUGAGAGCAUUCGUUAUGAGUAGUUUUCAGGAGGUUGGUUCAGGGUCAGAAAGCUCAGACAUAAAUCAAUCUGAAAGUUAGCUGAUAGCUCACACAGCCCAGGGAAACUUGAAUUUAGCUGGGCGAAAAAAGUCAUUCUGAACAAGGUUUUAUAAUAGCUAUGGAUGCUUAUUUUCACUCAGGGGUUUUCGAUGCAUAAAGACAUGAAUUACAAAUUCUUAGUGCUACAAGUAAAACCCACCAGUUAUGUAAAAGCAGCAGAUUUUCUUUCUAACAAGGCAGAUUUAGAGUGUUGAUUUUCUCUUCGACUCACUCUAACUACUGCCUUUACAUCAAUAACAGAGAGAAUUAUUAUAUCUAUCUCAAAUGGAUUAGAAUUUUUUCAUCAUCCUCUUGUGAUAGACAAUUGGUCCUUGUCUCCUAGAAGCCUGAAUGAGCCAGUGUUUGCUAACAUGCAUGACUGAUCGGUUUUCUCCAGUGUCAAUAUGUCAGAGCUGUGAUGAAAGCUUGUUGCCCCCUCCCCACACACACACAUCAGUAAUCUGGAUAUGAAAUAGUGAUCAACCUUUUCUUUUUUUUGUCUGUAAUUAUUUUCUGUCUUCUAAGAACCUUGUAUUGUAAUGAAAGGAGAGUUCAUGAGUCGAAUGUUGUGAGUGAGCUGUUUUACAAGAGAGCGGUUGUUAAAUAUCACACUCAGGAGUUUCUUUGCAUGUGCUGUAUGGUAAUGAUUUUAGUAAAAAAUGCUUUUACGUCACGUAACACUGACAUGACAGCACCAGCGUGAGACAUACAGCACAUCUCAGCUCAACUCAAAAGAAUAGAAUAAAAUAUUCCUUUAUUGAUGCCCCAUGGGGGAAAUUAUUUUGCCACAGCAACAUCACAGACAUAGAGUGCAAAAAUGCAGUUAUAAAAAUAAAGAUCAUAAUAUUAAGAACUUAAAUAAAUGUAAUAAUUAAGAAAAAAUUUUAAAAAAGGAAAAAGGGAGAAGAAAAUAAAGCUAUAUAUAAUAUACGCAAUUUAAGUACCAAAGCACUUUAAAACAACCACAGCUGCACAAAGUGCUGUACAUAAAUAGACAAAACAACGCAGACAUAAAAAAACAAUUAAAACAAUGGAUAAAAUAAAAGCAGAUAUUAAAAAAUAAAAUAUAGUUUCAGUGUUUUUAAAAACUAAUUCAAAAACAAUAGAAACAAAUAACUAAAUAUGAACCAUUAAACACUAAAACAGGAGCCGAGUCUCAUGCAUCUCACAUGGAGUAAAUAUUUCAUCAUCUGUCAUUAUGAGGAAAAAUCUCCCACAGCUGAUUCUGAGUCUUGUGUUGCUCUCAGUUUCUGACACCUGUGUUUAACUGCUCUUUUCCCGUAAGCUCUAAUUUUCGAAGGAACAAUUUUGCCGUUUCCCUGCGGAUGACUCCAGAUCUGGCCUCAACCCUCUUUUGUCUCCAAAACAUUAAGGCAACACUUCUUGAAGUCUAAACCUCGGGGAACUCAGCUGCUCUGAGAGAAAGUUGUUGACUUUUUUUCUGAUUUUGUGAAAAGAAACUUGGAAAGCACCACCGCCUAUCGCUGUUAAAGUUUUUUGCAUUUUUGUGAAAGAAAGAAGACGAUGAGGGAUUUUGAGAUUCGAUCUGUUUUCCUCUCAUGAUUGAUUGUUGUUUUCUCUUUCUAUUAUCCUCUUCACCCUUCAGACUCUACGAAUGCCCCUGGGUUUGAAGUAUGCCUGUCCAUCAGAGAGCACCUGGAAGCUCGCCGUUUCGUCUCUGCUCAAGGUUCUGUCUAUCGGACUUCCCGUUGCGCGCCAGCAUGCCUCAUCUGGAAAGUUCGACACCAUGUGGCCAGAGCUAGCCAACGCCUUCGAAGACUUCCUCUUUACCAAAAGGUACGAAUAAAUAAACUCAGAAUACAAAUCAUCACCGUCGUCAAAUGCACAAUUAUGAAAUUCUGAGUACCGAGCUGUUUGUUUCUCCAUUUAUAGCACACCUCCUGAUAACCUUUCCAUCCAGGAGUUUCAGAAGAAUGAAGCCAUUGAUGUCGAGGUAAAUCCACGCUUCGAGCAUCCAGCCUUUUGAAAUGAGUUUGGAGGCAGCAAAUGUCAUCAUUGUGUCUUUUUCUUUUUAGGUGGUCCAGCUGAUCAGCACAGAGAUUUUGCCGUUUGCCAAUUUCAUCCCCAAAGACUUUGUUGGCCAGAUUAUGGCCAUGCUCAAUCGAGGCUCCAUUCACUCCCAGUCUCCCUCAUUUACAGGUAACAUACACAGCGAUAAUAGAUAAAAUAAUCGGACUGGAGCUGUUGUUUACUCGUACUUCUUUUGAGAGCGUCCAAGUUUGGGGAUCAUACUGAAACCAUUAAGUCCUUGUUUGUUUGAUGAGUUCCUCCCUGUGGCUCAUCACCAACAAUAGCUUCAUGUGUUGAGCAAGACAGUAAAGCCCCAUCUGUCCACUCGUCGUAAAUCACUCCGGCAAUUGGCGUCAGCAAAAUGUCAAACAUGAGAGUGGUUUCUAUUUUGACAGAGGCAGAAAUCGACGUAAGGAUGAGGGAGGAUUUUUCCAAGGUGUGUUUCGAGACGCUGCUGCAGUUCUCCUUCAGCAACAAGGUGUCCACCCCUCAAGAGGGCUACAUCUCCCGCAUGGCGCUGUCCGUGCUCCUCAAGAGAUCCCAGGACGUUUUGCGACGCUACGUAGAAGAUGAGAGGUUGAGCGGACGCUGCCCCCUGCCCAGGUACAACCCACUGUACACCUCUGAGUAAGACCCUGUACCUGUAAAAUACCUGAUUGGUUAUGUUCCUUUUUUUGGGUCAGGUUUCUCCCAAACAAACUCUGGAAUUGAUCUGACGCUUUUAUCACUGAGACAUUUAGGAACACAAAACCAAAACAACAUCAGCUUAACCUCUGCAUCCGACAUAUUUCGUUUUUGUUUUUAGAAACCAGCAUGAAACCGCUCUACUUAAAAGCUGGCCCCACAUUUCAGUCUGCAGUACGCUUUUUUAAGAAACAACAGAAUCGAGGGAGGCCCGAGGCGGACAUUGUACUGUUUGUUGAUACAGAAAAUGGCAAAGGCAGAGUGGGGGCAGUUCACAAAGUAGGACAAAUCAGAAUUUAAACAUUUACAGCAAAUUUAAGGUGACUGAGAUUUUUUACAAACAUUAUAGAAGCCUAAAUACGUCAUGUUGAAUAUGUAUGAAUGUGAAACAUCUGAAUUUGAAAAGCAAACAUGACAACAGUCACAUUGGUAAUUUUAUGUACUAUUUUUUUCUGCAACUCGUGUUUUUUGAGGAUAUAAAUCAGUGACAUAACACUCUAAGCAUGUACGUACAUUUAUGCAUAUUUGUGCAAAAACCCAUAUACAGUAAAUACACAAGAAUAUCCUCUAAAUCUCAAACACAAAAACCACUCUCACCCCUGCCCAGUUCAUUAUUAGAGAUAAAAUGAACACAAAUACUAUCGGAGCAGAAGUUUAAACAAUAGUUUUUCGUAAUUCUAGAAAGGAAUACUAAGAAAAAUGUAGCUUUUAAGGUCCUUUCACAGCGGGACUGUUUCUGUCGUGCAAUUAUUUCAGACGUCAAUAUUUUUUUUCGAACCCGUAUCCUGUCAAUACAAGAGUUCACAUCAGCGACGUUUCCCCAUCCUGCAAUAUUGCAACGUUUAUUUUUUUGGAUCUUAGUCGAUUUUUCUAAAGUUUCGCAUACUGUGUGUCCACUUCUGACCAAUCAGAUUUAGUGUUGUUGCGACGUCAGAUUCACCGGUCUAUCCAACAUGGCCGACCGGCUGAUUGUUAACGUGUUGGAGAACAGAGUGCUUUUAUGAUAAAAACACAAAUAUUACAAAGAUAACGACCUGAAGGACAACUUGUGGGAAGUCAUAGCGUCGGACGAUAGUUUGUGUGCUUUAACAGUUUGCUAAACGUCUUUCAUCUGUGCUAACAUAAGCUAACGGUUGUUAUUAAAGUUUCAUGUGCGUAUCUUCUCGCCUCUGAUUGGCUAUAAGUGCUGACCAUUUGGCUUGAGCGUGUGAUGACGUUUCCAGCUUUUCUAGCCAAUCAGAGGCGAAGGAGACAGGACUUUCCCUGGGAAAAGUCUUCCCCGGGAUGUGUCUUUUUUUUCCCCCGGAAAGUCGCAAAAUCACAUCGGGCUUGAUGUGUAUAGUCAGGCGCGUCAAAUUUCACCUCUGAAUAUUUCGUAAGUUCACGUUCUGUAUUCGCGUCGGCCCUGGUGUGUAAGGACCUUUAGUCUAUUCGACCUGCAAUAUUAGAACAAAACUGUGUCCUUCAAUCAUGCAUCCAAUUUUCAAAUAUGACAAAUCACACUGUAUCCUCCCAUCAACCAUGUGCAUCAAGUUGAAUCGAGCCUUUUGUGGCUCAUGAGAGCCGUCUAGAUCUCGUAACCUCAUGCUAGCUGUCACAAGCAGCUUCAGGCUACAUUAGCCACUAAAAACAACAUCUACAAAUUAACAAAUCAGCUCCAAUACGGGUUCUACAAGGCACCGAUUUUCAACACUUUAUUAAAUGUCUCUUUUUAUCCUUGCAAUGUUAGAGGACGGUUGAGCUAUUUUUGGGGGGUUUGCUCUGAGCUGAAAUAAAACAACUGAACCAUUUAUAAAGACUGUACAGCACUGACUGUUUUAAGAUAAAAUAUGAGCCAUCCUCUAACUGUUACAUCCACAGGUUUGAUGCAAAAUGUGUCUUUGUGGUUAAAAAAAAAAAAGAGUCUCUGCUUUUAUUUGUUUCAGGCAACAAGUGACAGAGAUUAUCUUUGUCUUGAAAGCUAUCAGCACUUUGAUGGACUCACUUAAAAAGACACAGCCAGAAAACGGUGAGUAUCAAACUGUGUCAAGGAUUUGAACAGAUCUCGGAUAGAGGUGACACAAUGUAAAAAAGAGUUGAAUCUCCGUAUCUGAACCGCAGAUAAAUGUGUCAGAGCACAGUUGGGACCGUUUCUCAAAUGAGUUUUAUCUCCAAUCUGAGGAGAACUGUUUAUUUUUCCUGAGAGGUCAAUUACAAGAUUCCUUCUCAGCCGCUAUAGAUUAAAAUGAGACAUUUGUAAGAUUACGUUUUUGAAGUGCCCUUCAACAUGUUUGCAUCCCAUCGCCCCUCAUUCAGAGCAGAACUCAUUUCCAAGCGCCCGUGGGAAUUUUAUUAAGAAAAUGAUUUCUCUGAUUGCCUCCUAAAACACUUAAUAUUCUCUUGUUCCUCUCCCUCCCAUCUUCACUCCUCUUUGUGCUUUUUUUUUUGUUCUGCCUGCAGUGGAUGGCAACACAUGGGCUCAGGUGAUAGCCCUGUACCCCACACUGGUUGAAUGCAUUACAUGCUCGUCAUCUGAAGUGAGCUCAGCCCUGAAGGAGGCCCUGGGGCCCUUCAAAGACUUUAUGCAGCCACCUGUCUCCAGAGUACAGAACGGGGAGUCCUGACCGGGCUCGCUCGUAUGAGCUCUUUGUUUUUUACAAUGAAGAAAUCUUGAAUGUGUCUUCUCAACCCACGUGCUUUACAAGUGCACGGACAUGAACUCCACGUGAGCCCCAUCUUAUGGUGACAUGAAGCAACCCCUCAAGAACAAGAGAUUCAAGGCCCUCUCAGACCGUAAUGAUGACCCUGACCUUCAUACGCUUCAUCGUAUGCUUCUCAUGUGAGCUGAUAACUCCUCCGCCCCCUCCAUGCUCAUUCAGACUGGCUGCACUCUUGUGUUAUCCUCCGAGAUUAAAAAUAAUUGCAGUGUUGCCUCUGGGUUUAGUUCGUUUUUUUCUCUUUUUUUUUCUCCUGAUGAGGCCGAGUCGAUGUACAGUGUGUGGUGAUAUAUUGUUGACGCUGUAAUUAAGAAAAAACAUGCAAAAACUGGGGCUUUAUUGAUCUUAAUGAACAUAAAAAGACUUUUGCAACAUUUUCAACAGUGAGGAUUUUAUGCAAGAAAACCAAUCUUACUGUCACAUUCCAUGUCAUCUUUAGCCAGCCAUCUGAGAAGGGAUGUACUUGUCUGUAUAAAAUAAAUGGGACAAUUCUACAAUCAC
Messenger RNA from Xyrichtys novacula (pearly razorfish), 48485 nucleotides. The record is from the annotation of a GenBank genome assembly. NCBI's taxonomy places the organism in Eukaryota, Metazoa, Chordata, Actinopteri, Labriformes, Labridae.